AUGGUGCAGAAGAAGAGGAGCUGUCCUCGCUUACUUGAUUACCUUGUGAUUAUUGGGGCCAGGUACAGUAGCAACCUAGAUGGAAUUUACACAGUAAUGACCCUUGUCACAUAUAUAUUCAUAAACUUCUUCAGGCUCAUUGUCAACCCUCUGGGUGCAAAAGUGGGUGUGGCCAAAAAGCAAAACUGGGCGUGACCUUUUUAUUUUAAGUAAUGAAUUUUAGAUGGCUUGGGUAGCACAAAAGCCCUUUGGCAUCACAGGGGGGUACUUAAGGGAGCAACGAGCAAAAAAUUAAAAUAAUUUUAAAAUUACUGUUUUAAUGACAGAUUGUAAGGGGGGGCGGUGUUAGGAAACUACAAGAAAGCCUUAGGUGGCCAGGUGCAGCCCACAGGUUAGCCACCUCAUACCUGGAGUUGUGUUUUGGCCAGUGAUGCCUAGUGAGGUGGAGUAGCUAUGGGAGAGGGCAUCCUACAGCUGUACCAGUGAACAUCCAUUGGAGGCAUCUGAGGCAGUGGUGCAUUCAUGCAGCACUUGGUAGUGGAUGGCCACAAGUGCCAGGUGUAUGUUUGUGGUUGUGUGUGUGUGUGUGUGUGUGUGUGUAUAGAGAGAGAGAGAGAGAGAUAGAAAUGCUAAUUGAGGAGAGGGAAACAGAACACUGUUGUGCUCUUGUUUGAAAACAUGUCCACCUGUGUGUACAGACCACACAGAUAAUAACUGCCACUUUAGAAGAUGUUAUCAAGCUCCUCUGACAAUUGCCACUUCUCUCUUUGUGAAGGCAGGGGCCUCCUUUUGUCACUAGUCUCAACGUCCUUUCUUCUUGGUGUCAGCUUUCCCAUCCAGCAAGCUGUGCAAGCAGCUACUGCCCUACCUUCACACAUUGCUUUUUGAUUGGGUUGAGUACCUUGGCCACCCUGUCAGAGCCUCGCCAAGCACAAUUUUGCUUUCAUUUGUUCUUGAUGCAGAUCUUACUAUUCGUUGCCCUAAUUACAUUGCAACUCAGAGUCAUGGUGCUUGCAGCUCCCACUUACAGAAAUAGGCCCUCUCGUAUUUCCACUGUUCAAAUGUGUAACCAGUAUGGCAUUUGAGUAUCAAGUAAUUUUGCAUUUGCUUUGCUUGUAGGCAACCAAGCAGUGAUAGUGUGGCACAGACACCUGAACUACUGCGCCGCUACCCAUUAGAAGAUCACACUGAUUUUCCACUUCCUCCUGAUGUAGUGUUCUUCUGCCAGCCAGAGGGAUGUUUAAGUGUGCGACAGAAACGGAUGAGCCUGCGAGAUGAUACUUCUUUUGUCUUCACACUCACUGAUAAAGAUUCUGGUAUCACUCGCUAUGGGAUAUGCGUCAACUUCUACCGUUCUUUCCAAAAGCGUGUGCCCAAGGAGAAGGGAGAAGGCAGUGGCAGACAUCGUUCCCAAGAUGGGCAAAAAGCACCCAAGUCUGGGGAUACAUCCACUACCCAAGAAGAGAGGGGUAAUGAGAGUUCAGAGAGCGGUGGUUCUCUGCAACCACCAAGCACAGAGUCUGCGCCAGAUGUUACUCGAUCACCUCGUAGUAAACGUUCUGCAAAAGGCACCCACCGUUCUCGUAACAGCACCCUGACCUCACUUUGCAUCAUUAGUCACUAUCCCUUUUUCUCUACUUUUCGUGAAUGUCUGUAUACCCUGAAGAAAUUGGUGGACUGCUGCAGCGAGAGACUCUUGGGCAAGAAGCUUGGGAUCCCUCGAGGCGUGCAGAGGUACAUGAAGGGAUGCAAACGUCCCUUUUAAUACCAUAUCUAGAUGAUGCAGUUCAUUUUCUGCUGUGGUUUGAUGAAGUGUGCUUAUUUUCCAUGAAAAAGGGAGCAGACACAGAAUCAGUGUUUUUUCAUAAGGCACAUAAGAGGACUUGCAGGCUGUACACAGGCCACAGAGUUAGUGCAAAGGAAUAGUCACUGCAGGCAUGAAUGUAUCAUACCAUGCUGUCCUUUUCCACACACACCCAACUUAGUGGUACUGCUUUCCUUACUUCUGGUAGUGUGCCAAAACUUGACACCCAUUGCAGAAGAUAUGUACUAUGUGCUUACAUAUUUUAGCCAGCCUAGGAUGUCAUAUACCUCUUAGUGGACCAGGUUCCCAGUUUGCAUUUGUGUCUUAAGUUGAACCAAUAAUGUCUGUAAUCAGCUCAGUUUUGUAGUUGUUCCCUAUGUUCUAGUUACUUUGUGGUUUUGAAAGUGACUACUUCCCCUGCUCUUACAUCUGCUUGGUUGGAUCAGCUUCAAUUGGUUUGGUAGGCUCUGCUGGGAGCAUUGUUGCUUUGUCUCAUGUUCUGUGCACAAAUAUAUCAUGAAAAGAGAACUAGGUACAUGUAGUUGUAGCAUUCUAAUACAAAACUACACAGGAAAGCGAAUUUGUGAUUCCUUUUUAAAAAAACUAUUUCUGUUCUCGGUAACUCUACAGCCCCUCAUUUUAUGCUGUUAAAACUGCUAGAGCCUUCUAAAAAUAUACAUUAUAGAUUGACUAUAUGUGUGAUACAGUGGAGGAAUUAUUUGCUAUAUAAAACCCUUUAAAUAUCUUUGGGGACUAGCAACCUGACUGAUCUGUCUUGCACAACAGUAUAACAAUUCCUGGGGUACUUGUUUGGAGUCAAAGAAACAUCUGAUUUAUUUGGAGUUUGAUUGCUUUCUUAUCUUACUAUAUAAUAUAAUAUAAUAAAAAUGUAAGAAUGUCAUCAUUCUGCAGUUUACUUGGUGGGCAACAGGUGGUUUUAUAGUGUGACAAGAAGUGGUGGGUUGGCAGUUCAGGAAAGCUGUGGAGAGACAUCCACUGCAGGGUUUGGCAGCCCAAAGCUCUGUAAGGGAGAGAGUGGGCGACUUUGGCAAGCAUGGGUAGAUGGGAUUGUCGAGCAAACUGAGCAGGGCUAUAGUCUCUAGUAGUGACAUAAAUGCAAAGAUAGAUCCAUACAUUGCAAGGAAUUUUAUACUUCCAACAAGAUGCAGUUAAGGCUCUGCCAUACUUCUUUUCACCUAGGUCUUCGUUGUACAAUAGCUUAAAGGUUUUACUACAGUCAAAUGGUAUAUCUAUUUUGUUAACAAAAUAAAAUAAUAGGACAUGCGUAUACUCCCUAGUCUGACUUCUUAUGGAAGAAUUCACACAGCCUGAGUAUUUUGGCAGGUUUCUCAGUAGAACUACCAAGUAUAUGUGUUUGGGGUUAAUCUUGUUGCUUUUACACAGGGACACAAUAUGGCGGAUUUUCACAGGUUCACUUCUAGUGGAGGAGAAAUCCAGUGCAUUGCUACAUGAUUUGCGUGAAAUUGAGGCGUGGAUUUACCGGCUGCUUCGCUCACCUGUGCCUGUUGCUGGCCAGAAGCGCGUGGACGUGGAAGUCUUACCCCAUGAAUUGCAGCCAGCCUUGACGUUUGCCCUUCCUGACCCAUCCCGCUUCUCUCUGGUGGAUUUCCCCCUGCACCUGCCCUUGGAGCUCUUAGGUGUGGAUGCAUGUUUGCAGGUGCUAUCCUGCAUUCUUCUGGAACAUAAGGUGAGAGGGACAUGUGUCAGUAUACUUGUAGACAUUUCAGACGGAGAGGCUGCAAUGUCUAUUCUUCAACAUUUCAACAGAAACUUAGCAAAGACCAUGUGAAAGGACAAAUGUAUGUUUUUAUCACAAUGUUCAAUUUCCUAUUAACAGAAGCAAUAACGAUUCUGAGGCUUCUGCAUAAAAUAGUAUUUGAUUAGGGAAAACUUUUUCCAGUAUUAGAAUACAUAUCAUAUGAAGGCCCAUUGGAAGUAGCCUAAGAGCUUAUUAUCAUGAGAUAAUAAUUGUGUGGAUGUAUUGACAAGAGUUUCCUUGGUUGCAGGUGGUGUUGCAGUCCCGGGACUAUAAUGCGCUCUCUAUGUCUGUCAUGGCAUUUGUGGCUAUGAUCUACCCACUGGAGUACAUGUUCCCAGUGAUUCCACUCCUUCCUACCUGUAUGGCUUCUGCAGAGCAGGUAUGCAAUCGUUUCAGUGACGGAUGUUCUGCUGUGACACUGCUGAAACCUUUUAUCAGGAGAACAGUCGAAUUCUUGCUGGGUUUUGUCCUGUCUAAAUUAAAAUGCAUAUUUUUCAAUGUGCCUGGCAACUACUGAGAUGCUCCUACAAAUCACAGUGAAGCUUAAUGAUAGGAAUAGAAAUGGCAGACAGUGUAGAAAAGAGCAAACUUUAUUUUGAGAUGUUCCAUAUUAUAUCUGUUGUUGUAUGGUAUAUUUUUUUCCAAAGCUGUUGAUGCCAUAUAGGCAGUUUGGUCCACAGUUACUUUAGAAGAUUGAAGGGUCAUGUUACUCCUGCAGGAAACCUGUGAUUCAAGAAGUGUAGUGCCUGUAAGAGCCAAUAAUUGUAAAACAGGGAAAACAAUUUCCAGUAACACUACUUGCUGCUGCUAAAGCUUUAGGCUUAUUCUUUUAUCGCCUUUUACAAGAAUGUAGAAUGUUUGCAAAGGACAUAUUUCUUAGCAAGGCCUAUUUUGUCAAAUACUUUCUUUUGCUGCUCUCCACAAAACUUCUUAUUUCCCCUGCAGUUUUUUUUGUGCUGUUCCAAACACAGUAUCAUUUUGAUUGCCAUUUUUACCAUAGGCUGCCUUUUCAAGCACCAGUUUUCUUCCAUUUAUAAUCUGGUCCUUUGAUGAAAAGCUCAUUUUCUACUUGUUCAAGGAGGCCUUCCCAAAUUUAGAUGUUUUCUCAGCUUCUGCUGUCCUCAGUGUUGGAUAAAUUCUUUUAAAAAAUACUUAUUUAUGUGAAUAUAUUGCUCUUACAUGCACAGUGGUCUCCAAUCCAGAUUACUAUUCAGAUAUGCACCUGUUUUAUCUCAGUAAUGCUACAGCAUCUAUUGUUUUCACAGUAAUUUACUGAGCCCAAAGUUUAAUGAAUUCUUGUAGCAACAUUUGCUUAUGCUUUUAAGUGUCGUCAUCUCUCCAGUAGUUUGCUUUUAGUGCUUGUGGGUGGAUUGUUAGCAGAAAAGCUGUAAGGAUUCAGAUUUUUUCCUUAUUAAUAUUUUCUGCCUGCUACAGCUGCUUCUGGCCCCAACACCCUAUAUCAUUGGAGUCCCAGCCAGCUUCUUUCUUUACAAACUAGACUUUAAAAUGCCAGAUGAUGUAUGGCUAGUUGAUCUGGAUACUAAUAAGGUAGGUAACUCCUAUUCAUAAAACAGCAUUUAUAUAUAAUUCCUCUUGAUGGGGACUGUGUGGGUGUUAUGAUUUUAUUUCCUAAUCCCACCUCCUUCUCUUAAUUAACACAAAAUAGAUGUUGCCUUGUUUGUUUAUGUAUUAAAGGGUUUUAACAGCUGUUCGUUUUUUAAACUGCAGAUUUGCUUGAAGUUGUUUUGUAAUAACCUACAGAAAUGGUUCUGGUUAGGCUUUUAAGUCACUGUCCUUUGUAACUGUUUGAUUACUGAUUUGUAAUAUAUUUUAUAUUGUGUUAUGUAGGCUACAUUGGAAAUGCAAGAUCCUAAGAGACAGCUUGAAAACACGUUUAUAAUUUAGCAAAUACACAUUUUGGAUAGCCACACCCAUACAGCCUUUGUUAAAUGUUUCUUGAUGUGCAAAACAAAUCAAAAUAUGUUUAUUGGUUUAAUAUAUUUAUAGGCCUUUUAUGUUAAAACAAUAUUUAAAAGAACAAUUUAAAAUUACAAUUAAAUGGUGAUUGUUUCUGACACUUAAAAAAAUUAUUCCAUUGAAAGGGCAAGGAAAUAUUUUCUAAAACAAUUGUUACCAAGGAGCAAAGUGACAUAAUUAGGUCACAUUUUAAUUUGUUGACAGAUUAGAAAACCAAAUCAUCUGCUUGACAGUUCUGAAUUCAUCUUAGAGCACAGCCAAUAAUGCAUAAGCAAUAGGAGAAAUUAGAUCCACUUCAAGGUUCCUGCCCCUAUUUCUGUCUUGUUUCCAAGAAGUCAUAAAAGACUGUCCACUCCAACAGUUUUUGUAAACGCAAUUUUCUCUAUAAAUUUUUAUUCCAGGUGAUUGUUCCUACAAAUGCUGAGUCAUUACCUGUUUUGCCGGAACCAGAAUCUUUAGAAUUGAAAAAGCACUUAAAGCAGGUAUGUACGGAUUCUAGUGAAUGUGGCUGGGAGAAUUCCCACUACUAGUAUAUUAGAUAACUAAGGAUGCUGUGACAGUUUGCAGCAUCAUAAUGGGACAACUUAUUACUAAAGUUCAGACUCAAAGUGGACUCUCUAAUGUAAAUAUGACUAUUUCAACUUAUAUGAAGAAACAUUUCUAAAUUAGGAGAAAUGUGGUUAAAGAGAGUUAUUUCAGGUAGCUGAUAGUGGGUACAUUAGUGAUACUUCAUUCAAUGCAGGAACUUAUGCUGUCCAAAAUGGGGCUUCUGUAGCUCUGUGCCAUGAAUAAAAAAAUAUCUUUGCAAUGGCUCCUUUGGAACACAGUCAGUCUUGGUUAGAGGAUGACUAGGGAAAGCCGGUGUGUGUUUAGAUGCAGAUUCUGUCCAAUUAUACUAUUGAACAAAGGUCCAAUAAGUAUCCUUUCCCUUGAGGAGACACUUUGACCCCCCCAGUUCUUUCUCUUUUAAGUGGCACAAAGUAGAAGUUGUAGUCUUGUUUUCAAAGCACAUUGUAAAUUUCCCCUAAUAACAAAAAAUUGCCUCCCUAUAUUCUUUUAGGUUCACUUAUUUUUUCAUUUGACUUGGCUUGUGAAACUGCAGGACCUGCCAUUUACAUUUUUCAGCUGUUUUUCUUGAACAAUAAUCUUCUCGUGGCAUGCUAUUUACAAUUUGAUCCAAAGCCUUUCUUACUUUUCUGUCCUCUGUUUCUGUUUCCACUUUAGAGAAGCUUACGUAAAAAUGCCUAGGAGCCUCUAGAGAUAAAAAAAGUAAGAAAGGCUUUGGAUCAGAUUUGUAAAUAGCUAAUAGCCUUAACCAGUGCUUUUUUUUCUAAAAAAAUGUUUAGGGGUGCUCUCAUUUUCCUACUUAUAUUGAAAUUCUGCCCCUCAAUGAGGCCAAACUUAGAUUCACAAAAUGAAAGCAAGCCUCAGGCCUCUCCUCUGGUGUGUCUUUCAGGCGGAAGACUGAAGGUUCUGCUUCUGUUGUAGAUCCACCAGAGUUUAGUGGGUUGUCCAAUCCCUAAACUAUGGUUCAUUGCAACUACAAUUAAUUGAAACAAGCCAGCUUCCUAAACUGGUAUGAAUUUGGCUUGUUUCAGCUGAUCAUAGUUAAAAUGAGCCACACAUUCUCCAGGUUUGAAUGGCACAGUAAGCCGCAAUUAAUCUAACAUGGAAAUGAAAGCUUCUGAACUCCUUGAAGCCCUGACAGAAGGAGAAGGGGGAACAUGUGAGUCUAACACUGAACUAUGAUUUAGUAUUACAUCCAAACCAGGUCACUUCGUUAUGUUUUGCGAUCCUGGGUGAGAUUCAACUAAUUGGUUCUGUGCAAGGACCUCUGCUUGCACAACAAGGCUUCCCCCAGUUGGCUCUGAGGGAUUGGGAGACCCCCCCCUCCCCGGAAAAAAAACCACCAGUGUGUUUUCAUAUGAGCAUUUUGGUGUGGUCAUGAAACAUUGAAAUCAGCAGGUGUUAUUACUGUGUAUUGUUAACUCAUUUUCAUGUAUUUGAAGCUGUGGUAGGCUAUGGUUUAUCUCAUCCUUAAUCAAUCCCCAUUUAAAACCUGCAGUACUGUAAGAUAAUCAUACAUAUCAGAGCUUCAUGGCAUAUUGUGCACUACAUAAAAUGCUUCAUCAUUACAUUUAAAAUGGUCAUCUAAACCAGUACUUAAUAUCUACACACAAAUCUGCUUCCCGCAUGAUACACCCUUUAGAAUCUCUGGGCUUUCAGUUGUCUUGCCUUCCCCUUUCUUAAUCAUCAUUUUCUCCAUUUUCAUAUUGCUGCCUAUGAGGCCCAUAUUUGUUCUCUUUCUCUAAUCCUGUGAAGCUAUUUAUUGGUUUUAGUCAGAUUGAAUGAGUCUGUCAAAAUAGGUUUUAUGAUUUUAUUUCUGUUCUUUCCCCCACACCUCCUUGCAUGCUGCAUGCAGUAUUUAAAGGUAAAGUGUUAAGAGUAGCAGUACAAAAGCUGCUGUUUCUGGCUCCCAUAGAAGAGCAGAACCACACAAUUAACCGUCUGUGAUUUCCUAUGUAACCUGUUGCAGUGAACAGCCAUUGACCCUUACAGUAGAAUCCCCAGCCGCUCGUUCAGAAUCUGUUUGCUUUUCUCUCUCCACAGUUUAGGGGCUAUUCAGCAAAACUCCCACACAUUUGAGUAGCGUGAAGUGAAUGAGCAAAAGAAUAAUAACCAUUCCUUUCAUUCUAUGAUGCAUGACACAAAACCUUACUAUCCACAGGGUAAAGCAAAGGAAAUGUGGGUGACAUCGUGAAGGUGACUGCCUUGUGACAAAACAUAGUUAUGGUAGUGGGAAAUAUUGGCGCAACAGUAUUAUGCAUGCAUAAAUACUUAACAAAUAUAUACGGGCUUAUUAUUGCCCUUUCAGAUCAGUGUCAUUAUAAAUAUUUAUAUUGAAAACAGCUGGCUAGUAGUCCGUUUAAAAAAAGUGUAUGCAAGCAGAUGUGUGGGGUGAAAGCAGUCUGGCCUUGCUCAGGAACUGUGACUGUUUAUGAUCCCUUUUUAUUUCCUUUCUCAUCUGUGGUAUUAGUAGUAAUAGUUUUUUCUCCAUCUGUCUCUCUGUGAUCAUGUGUUCGUCUUGCCUCUGAUUGUCCGCUGGUGUUGUCAUGUGAUCUUCCAUCUUGCCUCCAGUGUCUGGUUAGCAUGACUGCAAUCACUCAGAAACAGCUGCUCACGCCUGACAAAAAGGUGUCUUUAUUUUACUCUUUUCUGCCUCAAGUUUCCAUUGGAUUAUUUUUUAACCUGUUUUGAUUUAUUUGCUUUGGGGGGGUGGGGAAAUGAACUUUACAGAAGGACAAGGAGGUUGAGAGAGAGAAGCAGACAUAGAGAAAAACGGGGAGGAUUAGGUAAAAAAAACAAAACAGGUAAGGUAAAGGACCCCUGGAUAGUUAAGUCCAGUCAAAGGCAACUAUGGGAUGUGGCACUCAUCUCACUUUUCAAGCCGAGGGGAAAGGCACGAGGUUUGUAGGAUGGCCACAACUGUUAAGAAGUGGAGGACGAGGCAAAAUUAGAUUGAUGAGAUUGUGUACUACAUGCAGAAGUGAAAACUUUAACUCUUAUAUGCUUCAUGUUCUGGGUGAUGUUGUCAGACCAUGAGUUGUUAGUUCUGUGAAAAUACUAGCUUUGCCAUGUGAGCUGCAGAAGACUGUAGAGUUUAAAACAGUGUGUCCUAGAAAUCUGAGCUUCCCUGACUAGCAUAGUGACCCUGCACCUUUAUUUGGAUUGAAAAGAUAGUUUUUAAAUUGAUGGAGUUGGGAUCUCAGUGCAGAGAAUAAUACUGAGUGGAUUGUUAUGAAGGGUGGCAUACAAAUAUCUUAAAUAAAUAAAUAAAAUUAUCACAGGAUGGUUUACAAUGCAAUUAAAAAUAAAAAUAAAGUACCGUAUUUUUCGUUCUAUAGGACGCACCGGUCCAUAGGACGCACCUCGUUUUUUGGGGGGGGGAAAUGAAUAAAAAAAAUUAUUCCCCCCCCUCCCCCCCGCGGCUGCCGCCCCAAGCCUUGCGCGCUUGGCGGGACCUCCUGCCGGGCGCGCAAGGCUUGCGGACACUCGCCCGCAGCACGGGGAGCCCUCCGGAGGGCUCCCCGUGCUUCGGCGACAUGCUGCAGCCCCAAGCCUUGCGCGCCGGGCGGGACCUCCUGCCGGGCGCGCAAGGCUUGCGGACACUCGCCCGAGCACGGGAGCCCUCCGGAGGGCUCCCGUGCUUCGGCGACUGCUGCUAGCCCCAAGCCUUGCGCGCCGGGCGGGACCUCCUGCCGGGCGCGCAAGGCUUGCGGACACUCGCCCGAGCACGGGAGCCCUCCGGAGGGCUCCCCGUGCUUCGGCGACAGCUGCAGCCCCAAGCCUUGCGCGCCGGGCGGGACCUCCUGCCGGGCGCGCAAGGCUGCGGACCUCGCCCGAAGCACGGGAGCCCUCCGGAGGGCUCCCGUGCUUCGGCGACUGCUGCAGCCCCAAGCCUUGCGCGCCGGGCGGGACCUCCUGCCGGGCGCGCAGGGCUGCAGGACACUCGCCCGAGCACGGGAGCCCUCCGGAGGGCUCCCGUGCUUCGGGCGACGCUGCAGCCCCAAGCCUUGCGCGCCGGGCGGGACCUCCUGCCGGGCGCGCAAGGCUUGCGGACACUCGCCCGAAGCACGGGAGCCCUCCGGAGGGCUCCCGUGCUUCGGCGACAGCUGCAGCCCCAAGCCUUGCGCGCCGGGCGGGACCUCCUGCCGGGCGCGCAAGGCUUGCGGACACUCGCCCGAAGCACGGGAGCCCUCCGGAGGGCUCCCCGUGCUUCGGCGACAGCUGCAGCCCAAGCCUUGCGCGCCGGGCGGGACCUCCUGCCGGGCGCGCAAGGCUUGCGGACACUCGCCCGAAGCACGGGAGCCCUCCGGAGGGCUCCCGUGCUCGGGCGACAGCUGCAGCCCCAAGCCUUGCGCGCCGGGCGGGACCUCCUGCCCGGCGCGCAAGGCUUGCGGACACUCGCCCGAAGCACGGGAGCCCUCCGGAGGGCUCCCGUGCUCGGGCGGCAGCUGCAGCCCCAAGCCUUGCGCGCCGGGCGGGACCUCCUGCCGGGCGCGCAAGGCUUGCGGACACUCGCCCGAGCACGGGAGCCCUCCGGAGGGCUCCCGUGCUUCGGGCGACAGCUGCAGCCCCAAGCCUUGCGCGCCGGGCGGGACCUCCUGCCGGGCGCGCAAGGCUGCGGACACUCGCCCGAAGCACGGGAGCCCUCCGGAGGGCUCCCGUGCUUCGGCGACAGGCUGCUGCCCCAAGCCUCGCGCGCGCCGGCGGGACCUCCUGCCGGGCGCGCAAGGCUUGCGGACACUCGCCGGGGCUGCAGGCUGCUGCCUGCAAGCCUUGUGAGCCCGCGGGAACUCCCACCGGGCUUGCAAGGCUUGCGGAUGCUUCCUGAAGCCUGGAGAGCGAGAGGGGUCGGUGCGCACCGAUGCCUCUCGCUCUCCAGGCUUCAGCGAAGCCUGCAUUCGCUCCAUAGGACGCACACACAUUUCCCCUUCAUUUUUGGAGGGGAAAAAGUGCGUCCUAUGGAGCGAAAAAUACGGUAAUAAAAUAUGCACGAUGGCAUUAAACAUUAAAAAACUGCAGUGGAAAUUUGUAAAACAACCAGUACUUAACAAAUGUGAAAUUAUUAAUAUACCUUGGGGCGUAACCCUGUGCCUACAGGAUAACAAAGUGAACUCCAGGUGCCUUCUUUCAGGAAAGGUGUUUUACAACUGGAAUACUACAGGUGGAAAAAAAGUCCUUUCUUGUGCCACCAUCUGCCUUAUCUCUGGUGUUUGGGGUACUCUGUGGAGUGCCUCAGUUUAUUAAUUUUUAACACACCCAUCCUCUGGUUUUAUACAGUUGAGCUACUGAAAGGGUGGAUUUCACCUUCCUCAUGUUAGUUUCCAGUAUAUUUUAGGGGGGGGGGGGAUAUAUAUUUAUAAAUCUUGUUUUACUCACCUGCCCUCCUCCCAAUACUAGUUAGCCUGGGGGAUUAUAAGUUGCUUUGGGUUGCUUUGGGCAAGAUAAAGUGACUAAAUCAGUCAACCAAUAAGUCAUUAGAUUUACCAUUCAGCAUUCUAAAUUUGUUAUGUAAAAUGGUUGUAAGGUCCUCUCUUUUUCUCUGCUUGGAGCAGUCAAAGGUUAGUCAAAGAGUGCUUAAAAGUUUACUGAUCUGCUGAAAGAGGUGUAUUUUGAUUCUGGGAACUAGAACAUUUCACUUGGGUUGUGUUUGUCCAUGAGUUUAAGCAGUUUUGACAAUGCCGUUCUUAUUUAUUACCCUUGUGACCUAUUGCCCUUCAGGCUUUGGCUAGCAUGAGCUUGAAUACCCAGCCUAUUCUUAACCUAGAGAAGUUUCAUGAAAGCCAGGAGAUCCCACUGCUUACGGGAAACCUCAGAAUGACAUGCAGUCCACACCUUCUACAGAGUUCAACCCCCUGAUCUAUGGCAAUGAUGUAGACUCCGUGGAUGUGGCCACUCGGUGAGUCUGAGCAAUGUAUUUUUGUUAAAUUUCCAAAUACACUGGAAGGUCUGCUGCUCUGUCCUGCAGAAAAUGUUAGCUGAAAUGCUGUGGCCUUCCGGUAAAAAACCAAAUGCUUUUUCAUUGUCUUUUUCAUGAACAUUUAUUGUUAUAAACUAGAACACACUCUAUGUGAGCUACCAUCAGUUUUUAACAAUAUUUUCUACUGCUUAGGCUGCAUAAGACUAGAGGAUGAGAUUCUCUUGUGUAUAUACUGGAUUCCACACAGUCCAUUACAGGGUCAGCCAGUGUGAUGCCCUCCAGAUAUAUUUUGGACAACAACUAACAUUGGCCCAAGCCCAGCACGAUCAGUGGGUCAUGGAUUAUGAAAGUUGUGGUUUACGCCAUUUGGAGAGCAUCCUGUUGGCUAUUCCUAGUCUUUUGUUUUGAGAUACAUAUUCUGUUAAAUCUGACUAUGUUUUCUAAUUGAAAAUUUAAAAUAGAAAAAAAAUGUAGAGGUAACCAUUGAGUAGGUUCAUACAGAGUUCUAUAGCUCAUUGUCCUCUUUAGGCUGAUGACAAGCAGCUCCAUUUCUCCUUUUCAUCUUCUGCAGGCGAGACAGUGAAUGUACUGAGUCACUGUUAGGUUGUAGUACUGUAUGAUCGAAUCUUCUGUGGGGGUUACGUUCCAGAAAUGACAUGUACAUGGAAAAAUGCAUAUACACUUGGAAUCACACCUGUGUGGUUGUCUUUCUUUUCAAGGAAGGCAGAGAGCUUUUAAGCUCUCAGACUUGCUUACUGGGCUCUGAGAUGCUCCCGUGACAUCUUGUGGGACCAUCCGAGUUUCCACGAGAUCUCUCAAGAGUGUUCCAAAGCACAGUUAGCAGGUCUGAGAGCUUAAAAGUUCUUUCCAUGUUGGGGAAACCCAAAGCAAAAGGAGCUUCUAAGCUCUCUGCCUUGUGAGCAAUCAAUUUGCGGGAUUUCAUCCAGCCAGAUUUCAACUGUGUGAAGUUGAAACAUAAUCCAACAAGACUGAGAUAUGGUUAGUGGAUGGUUCCUCUAUCCAGCUUCAAUGUCCAGCCUGCUCUAGAAGGGGUCACACUACCUCUGAAAAAGUGGGAUCAUAGUUUGGGACUUCUCCUGGUUCCAUUACUGCUGCCACUUGAGACUUCGGUGGUGUGGAGUGCCUUCCAUUGGCUUUGGCUGUUUGGCUCAACUACUGUAAAAGAGAUUAUUUGCCGUCAGAGUUGAUAAUUGAACUCAAUAUCAUCUUUGUACCCUAGGCUUGCUGCAAAGAAAGUGAGAAUAGAAGCCAAAUAUAUUUGUCCUUGGUCCCAGCACAAUAGGGGCACUGGUGUUUCUUUUAUUUCCAUAGGGCAUAUUUUGUCUUGAGGCCGCAGUUGAUAUUAGCUAUGAAUGGGUGAACUUAUUCUGCUGUCCUUCCCUUACUAGAAGCAAAUGUAGAAUUUGCUUUUCAUGAUAUGUGAAUGUACUGUGUCCUUCAGACUUGUCAUGUUGACUAUAUUACCAACCUUUUGGAUUUUUUUAGGGUUGCCAUGGUGAGAUUCUUCAAUUCACCAAAUGUUUUACAAGGAUUCCAGAUGCAUACUCGCACACUUCGCCUCUUCCCCCGGCCAGUGGUUGCAUUUCAGGCCAAUUCGUUCUUAGCCUCAAGACCAAAACAGACACCUUUUGCAGAUAAAUUGUCGAAGACACAGGCAGUGGAAUACUUUGGGGAAUGGUCACUCAACCCAACUAAUUAUGCUUUCCAAAGAAUCCACAACAGUAAGUCUUGGCCUUGUGUUUACUGCUACCUCUUGAUUAAUGCUGAAUCUUCUAAUACAAAAGUAGUGUCAGGAAAUAGUGUCUCCUGCAUCCUAUCUGACCAUCUUGGCUGUGAGACCUGGAAGACUUACCCCUUGCCUUGCAGGCCUUUUUUCACCUGACCUAGAAGGGUAGGGCCCUAACUGACUCCAGCUACAAAAAGCUGAGGCUGCUGAACUGAUUCUUGGGCUGGUGUGUUUGGGCUGGGGACUGUUGCUGUUUUUUGUAUCUUAACUCAGAUGUGUGGAAUUGUUGUGGUUUAUGUUUGGUUGUGUAUUUUUUAUUGUUUUAUUUAUUGCUCAUGACUACUUUUGUUGUGUUGUAGUUAUGUAUUUUUUCAUGCUGUAAGCCCCCCUUGAGCAUGGUUUGAACUGUGGAAAGUUGGCAUACAAAUAAAAUUAUGUAUGUAUCUGUUCUAUGGAGGGACAGCUCUACAUUCAGUUUAAUUUCAAACCCCAUUAAGCAAAUAUAUUUCUGUGGACUGAUGUUUUGCCUACCAUUUACAAUAUAAUUUCUGUAGGGCAGCUGCAGCCCCACUUGAUUGAGACUUUGGGGGAUGACAUCAUGGAAAUAACUUCAUUUUUCUUACUAUUUCUACAGACAUGUUUGACCCUGCUCUGAUUGGUGAUAAGCCAAAGUGGUAUGCUCAUCAAUUGCAGCCAAUUCAUUACCGUGUCUAUGACAGCAAUUCUCAACUAGCUGAAGCACUGAGUGUCCCAAUAGAGAGAGAAACAGAUUCUGAACCUACUGAUGAUAGGUUAGUGGGGAGAGAAACUUUAUGUAGCUGGUUCUAAGUGGCCUUUGUCUUUCUGGGUUUUUUUCCAUUUUUCCCUGAAAAAAUUCAAUACUGCUUCCAGCACUGGUUUCCAAAGCAGUUUAACAGAUAAUCUGACAAAACAUUAACAAUGCAAGACAAAAAAAAUACAGUCAAGUCAGGAGUUCAGGGUAUCAUAAAACCCAAAUCUAAAGGUUCUGAAAAGCAUUUUUAAAAGACUGGCAGAAGAAAAAGGGUUUUGGCUAGUGUUGAAAAUAUAACAGGUAGGCGCCAGUCUCUGUUGCUGCAGUAUGCUAUUCGUAACACCUCCUUAUUAACCUUCCAUCUUCUGCACCCUUUAAAAAUGCUUCUGGUAGAGUAAAAAUAAGUUGUCCCCUUUCUUUUUAAAAACUAUAUUUCCAAACACAGAGCUAUACAGUAUAUAUGAUGACCUACUACUUAAGAGAAGCUGUUCAUUUAACAAAACCUAUGCCACCAUAGCCUUGUAGUAUAAAAUAUUCCAUUUAGUUGCUUCUCUUUCUAUUGCUGGUCUGUUCUCAUUCUCUAUUGCUAUAUAUUUUUCUUUCCUUUUUUGCCACUUCUAAUUCUUUCUCACCCUUUCCCCCUUAAAAUAGUGGCAGUGACAGUGUGGAUUAUGAUGACUCCAGCUCUUCGUAUUCAUCCCUUGGUGAUUUUGUUAGUGAAAUGAUGAAGUGUGACAUCAAUGGUGACACUCCAAGUGAGUAACUUUGAGUUGAUAAUUUAAUUAACUCUACAUGCAUGCUUUGGUCUGAUUUAAUUGCUUUGAGAGAGAAAGAACCUAAGAUAAUUGUGAAUGACUUGGGAAGAUAUGUUUUGUUUAAGUAAACAGGUAUAUUUACUUUUAACAUCUUGUGCCACCCAGCCAAAAGUUUUACUCACUCUUGAAGACUGUAAAAGAGAGUAUUCAGUACAGUAUAGGUAAAAGCUGAUUGGCUGCUUUUUUUGGUUAAAUAUACAUUUUCUUAUCUUGACAGGGAUCUUCAGUUGUGACUAGAAUUUCAAUCAGUUUAUUACAGUCAUAGACCAGCAGCGUUGUGACUAGAAUGUCAUUUGCAGCUAGAAUGGGCUUUUUCAGUGGUGGCUUUCUGCUUUUGGUAUGCUCUCUUCAAGUAGCCUCGUCUGGCAUCUUCAUUACAUAUCUUUAGCCACUAGGCAAAAACAUUCCUCUUCUCCCAGGCUUUUGGCUAAUUUUACAAUCUAUGGCCUUUUAAACAGUGGGGUGCUGGUGGUAAUGUUUUUGUUUGUUAUGAUGUUAUGCAUUUUUGUGUUUUUAUAUUGUAAACAGCUUUGUGACAGGCAGUGUGAAGGGCAGUAUAGAAAUAUUUUUUAAAAGCCAUACUGGAGAAAAUCUGGCUUUUGUUUUAUUGAGGUUUCUGGUCAGUACUUACAUUGUAAAUGUCAUAUUUUCUCAUCAAGUAAAUGGACUUGGACACUACUUCCCUUUAUUUUUUACAUUUUAAAGCUGGAGUGGUUGACUCCUGACCCAGGCACAUGAUGAUGUGGUCCCCGAGCAUUUUUUCCUGUCCCCCAACUCAGGCCCCACUAGUUUUUUGCAAGGGUGGCAAAAAAAGUAGAACAUAGUGCUGGGAUGCCCUGUGGCCACUGCCCUAAUGUGGAUGCAAAUAGCUCCCUUCGCACUCAUCAGAUCAAUCAUAUGUAUGAGAGUGUAGGUGGCCACAUCCACAUCUGGCCGCUUUCACCAUUGACAUAUGGCCCCAUGAGAGUUGGACAAGGGUGAAUGCUGCCCACAGGCAAAAAAAAAUUAGUUAGCUAUCCCUAUAGUAAAUAAUUAUAAAGCUACAUUUUGCAAUAGCUUGCAAAAGCUACAUUUUGAAUAGCUUGCUGUUUAGAGUUAGAUUUUGAUCCAGUUUUCAAAUGGCAAAUUAGCAAAUAUGAAAGUUCCCAGCUGCUCCCCACCACUCGUCCUACUGCCACCUUGCUUUGUAGGCUAAGUCAUGGUUUGGCAAAGAGUUAUGCCUUAUCUGGGCCCAUGGCUUUUCUUGCUCCAGACAAACCACAACCUGUAACUAAAGUUUGGUAUUGGUCUACUGCUCAUGGUUUGUCUGAAGGAGAUGAACCAUGAGCCUAGAUUCAGACGUAAUGUUAAGCCGUACCAUCACUUAGCCUAGGCAGCAUGGCGGCAGCAGGAUCAGGGAGGAGCACAUGCUAAGCCAUGGUUUGCCUUAGUGUUACAUGCAGACUGGGCCUUUGUGAUUUUUGUUGACCCUAUGAACUUAUGUGUAUAAUAUCUAUUUACAGAUGUGGAUCCUCUAACCCAUGCAGCUCUGGGUGAUGCAAGUGAAGUGGAAUUUGAUGACUUCCAGGAGUACUCGGGUGAUAUGGAUGAACAAGCCCCUGAUAGUGAAAACUCCCAAGACAACAAUCAGCCUCGGUCAAGUUCAAGCACUACAGCCAGCAGCAGCCCCAGCACUGUCAUCCAUGGAGUGAAUCAUGUGUGUAAUGGGGCUUAUUGUAUAAGUAAGGGAGGCAAGAGAUACAGGAAUGAUAGGAAGGACCCUGAAGAUGAUUGGAGUUUUACUACUUUGGUCUUCAUCAAAGGCUGGAUUUGUUUGGGGCAUUUGUUCCCUCAUGAACCACUUCUUAUCAGCCUGAGGCAUAGACUGAGGCAUAAAGCUCCUUGAAGCUUUGGAAUGGAAAGGAUUUCGUAGCUGCUUUGUAUUUCUUUUGGGAAGAUACAUGGAGAAUGAAUAAUUAAAAAAACUCUUGUCAUUUUGUGUUCUUAAUAUUUAUUGGUCUGAUAUGCACAUCACAGUAAACCAUGGUUAUUGGUUUACAAUGAAUGAACUUCUCUGGGCUCUUUUGUUCUCCCUGCUAGUACGUGGAGGAAACAAACUAUGAUCCAUAACACUAAGCCAAGGAUUGUACUUUUCCCCCUUCCUAGCUCUUGUGGGGAGAAGCAAACUGGGCAUGAUUGGCUCAUGUAUGGGAAGCCAUGGUUUAUGACUUACCGUGAUGUGAAAACAUGGCCAAUGUUACUAGAGAAAAGUAGAUGACAGUGAAUUUAUGUCACUAUUAUGUAUUUGAGAUAUGUCACAAUUAUGCAUUUGAUUUAAAACUAUGGUGAACAGCAGUCAUAUGGUUCAUUCCUUACUAAUAAAAGACAGGUGCUCACAUAUUCAUAUUCUCCAAGCCAAUAGCAAUGCUUAAAAAAAUUAAAAUAUGAGAGCAGGGAAGUAGACUGGUUAUGAUACAUAAUUAUUGGAUUUUAUGUGAAAUAAGUAUUAUACAUAGAUCUGGAAGCCCUGUGAACAACACUGUACCUAGGAUGAAAUUUUUCAAGUGAGCAGCCAUGUUUCUUUAGAGGUAGUGAUGAGCUAAUGCAGUGAUGAAAUCAUGAGACAAUAUUUGAGACAAUUUAAGAAGUGUUAGAAAAUGGAUGAACAUUUAAUAUUAAUACAGUUUACUAUAUAGAAAACAGCUGGUCUAAUAAAUUGUGAAAUGUUAGACAUGGGAGACAAAAUUGCAGAGAGAUGAUGUAAGCUCAUUUAGUAUAGGCAAUGUUAGAAAUAAAGAUAACAAUUGGCCUUCAGAAUCUUAGGGCCCUCUUGCGCCUGACACCAGCUGUUAUGUGGAUAUGUAUUUGUAGACAAAUAGGAUUUUUGUUUGUUUUACAAAGGAGUCUGCUGAUUCAGCAGAGAUGGAGGAGAAGAUGGUAGCUGGAUUUUCAAAUCACCUCCCCAGUUUGCCUUUACAACCGAGUUUUCCCAAAAUGAGUGUUGAACGUCGUGAUAGUGAGAAUCCAGCAAACAGUUUGAGUUCCGUGGAUGGAAUGGUGAAGAAAAGAGAGUAUGAUAACCCAUACUUUGAACCACAGUAUGGGUUCCCAGCAGAGGAAGAAGAGGAUGAACAGGAAGAAAGCUAUACACCGAAGUUCAAUCAGAACCUCAAUGGCAAUCGGUGAGAUAUCACUAAAUUCAGGACUCCAUGAAGGCCACACUGGAAUUUUACUAAUCUUGUUACUUUGUGCUUAGUACCAUGCAUUAUCCUCAGAAAAUCCCCUUGCAGUUCAGAUAUCUUCUAAUGAUUUUCUUAGGUGUUUAUCGUAUUCCCUCAGACCUAGAGGGAUAUAUAUUAAACACAUCAGCAUUUCAGGACCUACAGUAUCAAGGAAGCUUCUGUUCUCUGGUGCAGUCCUGCACCACUUGGGGGAACACAUGAAGGAAGGAUCUAUGUGGGUUUUCCCCAUGUGACAGCCAGCUGGGAUAGACAAUGACAACUUGGAGGGAAAAGUCAUAUGAUUUGACCACAUAGUUCUAGUAUUCACAACCACAUAUGUAGCAGCUUGGGACCACAGCACUUUGAUGAGUCCCUGUAUUGAGUGGGACAUAUAAUUACUUGGGGAAGAGGCCUUUAAUUAUUCUCUUGGAAGUAUUUCAAGAUGUUUACUGUUCUGGUUGAUGGGUGGUACUUCGAAUCUGCAGAAGAUCACUUUUCUGUUGCCUUUGUUUUCAUACUUGCUCUAUUCUAAAAUAGGCAUCAGUUGACAUGGCAAUUGCCAAACUGACACCAUAUCAGCUGUUUGUGUUACUGAUACGAGAUGGGGCCCAACAAUCUUUUGAGUUGCAGGAUACAGAACGAUGCCAACAAUGUAACACCAUUGUCUUUUCUUUUAUAGGCCUCUGCAGCCUCUGCGCCCCAACAGCUUAAAGCUAGGCAACGAGUCUGAUGCGGAAUCGGAUUCUCAUGCCAGUUCCCCAAAUUCUACAAUAUCCAACAACAGCAGUGAAGGUUUUGGGGGCAUUAUGUCCUUUGCCAGUAUGUAUAAUUGUUUCUUAUUUGCAAAUUUGAACAGCAGGUGGGAAGAAAGUGGGGAAGAGACCCACAGAAAGAAGAAUACUUAAUGGAAAUAAAGUAUUUGACCCAAAGGCACCAACCCUGUGAAAGUCAUUGGCUAUUGCUUAAUACAUGACAUUCAUCUACUGCUUGCAUCUUUUGCAAAAGCAGAAGCAAGGGAAGCAACAGGAGUCUUGGCUUAUUAGAGAAGAAUAGGGACUGGGUUUGGUUAAAUGUUAGCACUAGGGAGCAGACCUUGGAAUUGGGAGCUGGAAAUUAGUCUGGGUAGCUCAGAGAGCAACGUUGGUGUGCUUGGUGCCAAAUUGAAUGAAGGAAGUGUACUAAUCAGUACUAAUAGUCGCUUACUCAGUACUAAUAGUAUGCUCUGUCCUCUGUGACCCUUAAUAUUUACAUUUUGCUUCUGCUUUCACAAUUGCUGAGGUUUGCAGGUAUAAUAAACCACAUGCAAAGGCUAUAGCAGGAACUGGUGUGAAGAAGAUGAUGAUGAUUUUCAUUUACAUUUUGCCCUUCCUUCUAAAGGAGCUCAGGGUGGUGCACAACAUAAAAAAUACAGUGGAUAAUUGAAAAUAGUAUAACAAAGCAGCAUGAUAACAGUACUGUUCAAUCUCAGAACCAAUUUAUGGCCAAAAUGACAAAAGUGGCAAAAUAUGUUUUAUUAUUGUCUAAAUAGUAACUAUGUAGGGAACAACACAAAUUCCAUGGGGAGGGAGUUUGUCAGUUGUGGAUCUGCCACCAAGAUGGCCCUAUGAGGGAGGUGCUUUUCAAUUUGCUUUGGCCUCAAGCUAUUUGGGCUUUAUUACAUCAGUACAAACACCUGGAAUUUGCCCUAGUAGCUCACAGGCAGUCAGUGCAGAGCUCUGAUGAUUGCUGUAAAAUGAUCCCAUCUACUUCCCCUAUUUAACAGCCUUGCUGUCACAUUCUUCAGUCGCUGCUGCUUCUGGGCUGUCUUUAAGGGUAACCUCAGGUUAGGUAUGGAAGAAUCUAUCAGUUUUGGUUCUCUCAGUUGUUCAUUUUACCAAUCUUCUCUGCACUUCCCCACAUUUCUGAAGCAAUUUGCAAUAAAUUAAGAAAAAACCCCUGUGAAAAUGCUUCACGGUUUUAGCCUGAAUUUCUCCUCAUAAACACAUAUUUGUAUAUACUUUUGAUUGCUGUCCACAUUUCUGCAAGCAAAUUCUCCUAAUAUGAUGCAUUUUGUAUGUUAUUUUCACUAAUAUAGUCAUUUCUAUGCAAUUUCAUAUAUGCAUUUUUGUAAAUGUUGGUUGGAGAACUGCUUCACAAAAUUCAGAUAAGCGCAAAUUUUGAGGGAAGACCGUUUCCCAUAUUGUUUUGAAAAGUGCAAAUUUGAUAUUUUCAGCUUUAAAUGUGAAUUGAAUCAAAUUGCUCCCUUAUCCCUCCCCUACAUUUGUGAGGUUAUUAGUACAUAAAUUAUUGAUUUCAGGCUAUCCUGGUCAAACAGCGUCUUUAGAUGGUUAACCAGUCAUAGUUGAUCACUGAGGCCACCUGUGUCUCCAAUGGCAGGUUUGAAUCAAGAACACCCAUGCUAUGUGCCUGUUCCUUCAUGGGGAGUCUCCCUAAUUCCUGGACUUGGACCACCUACCUAUAGCGCUUCCAUCUUACAAUGAUUCACCUUCAGAUUAAUGGCUCUCACUGAGUCCAUCACUGCCCCUAGGCACCAGUCCUGCACAGCCUCUCCUGAUUCAGAUGGAAUAGAGAGUGGGUGAGCUGAGUGUCUUAAGCACAUUGAUGGCACUGAGCCCUAAAUUCCAGGAUGAGUUGUUCCAGUGGUUUCAUAUAGACAUUAAACAGCAAGGGGGUGGGUGGAGAUGGAACUUUGCUGGAUUCCACAGGACAUAGUGCCAUGGAAUUGAGCAGAAGCCCCACACUCAUUUCAUGACAUCCUGAAAAGUUAAGCCCUUCAUAGCUUUGGAAUCAGCUUUGGGCGUUGAGAUCUUCUGGUGGGACCUGUUCCAUGAGCUUUCUCCAACUGGGGUGAGUGAGGUUGACAGAAACUAGCAACAAGACAUGUUUGGUGAUGGGCCCUAGUUAUGUAGUGCUCUUUUCUACAAGGAUUGUGUUGCUAGCUCCUUUUUGAAAUUAAUUCAGAUAGGGCACAAACCCUAUUCAGGUGGUGUUCUCAUGCAAUAGAGGAAUCACUGUAGCUGGGAUGUGCUAGUUAACUUUGCACAGCCCCACUGUUUUCCUUGUAUGGCAAACAACUGCAGUGUGCAGCCUACUGUAUUUGUCCUAGAUAUCCAUGCACUUAAAGUUCCCUGCUUGCAGAUAUUUGCCCUCCAAAACACCAACAAUAGAGGGGCGGGAGAUAAGAAUGUAGUGGAAGGGAGAGAGCUAGCUCAGGUCUUCCCUCAUUUGUUUCCAAUCACGUCAGGUGAGCAACAUUGUCAUAGGGCUACUAAUUCUCCUGUUCAAUAGUACUGCUGUCUCAAAAAUAGUGGUUCACCUGUGUUUUGUGUUGGGUCCUGCUCCCUUUGAACAAUCAGGUAGUGCACCAAUUGUACAUGUUCCUGGAGAAGGCAGAUAAUAGCCGAAGUUGUGUAUGCACUGGUUACAUCAAGUUUGAACUAUUAUAAGGUGCCUUAAGUGGAUUGCCCGGGGAAAAUGUACAGAAGCUACAACUAGUGCAAAAACCAGCAAACAAAAUUUAGGCAUGACUCAGAUUUUGGGGGAGAGUGAGGGCUCAUCCACACUUACCUUUGGCUCUGCACUUUCUAAUCACAGGUGUGUACUUUAAAGCUCCAUGUCUGAGCACUUUUUUUCCCUCCAGAGCUUUCCCCAGGAAAACCCACUCUUUAAUGCCGAAUUUGAACAAAUGGCAAUUCUGAUUUACCGUUUGCUCCAAUUCAACAAUAAAGAGUGGGAAAAGGCUGGGGUAAAAAAAAAGAGUGCUUGGACACAGUGCCUUGAAGUGCAAACCUCUGCCUGGGAAUAUGGCACAAAGGAAGUCUGGAUGAGCUCUUACUCUAUCAAUUUAACUGGCUUCUGGUCUGUUUCAGAGCCCAGUUUAAAGAGCUGGUUACUUAAAGCCUUGGGCCAAUAAACUUGAAUGAGCUACUCUGGUUACCAGUUGUCAUUUUUUCCACAAUAGCACCCAGGCUGGGGUGAUCUGGGUGGCUGCCUCUCUAGAGACAUUUAGACAUCACCUAAAACAAUUUUUAUUCCAGCAGGUCUGUGGUCUCACAUGCUCUUGAUCCUGCCUAACCAUUGUGUUAGUUCCCAGUCUUUUUUAAAGCUGAAUUUUAUCUGCUGUGUCGAUUUGAUGUUUUAAAUGAUUUGAAUGUUAACUGCCUUGCACAUUUUAAGAAUGAGAUAGUGGAAUGUAAGUGAUGGAAUGUCAAGAUUUUGAAUUAAAUACAUUCAUUUCAUUGAAUAAACGAAAUGGAGAAGUAGAGGAACAGGAUAAACAAGUAAAGUGUUUAUUCUGCCUCCUCCUCCCCUUGUCUCAUUUCAAAAAUAUCUUCAUGAAUCGUAGCAGAAGUAAGGAACUAUUCCAUUUCUCAUAGAGAGAGAGAGCCUGCUGUUGAGGGCGAAACUACACAUGAUGCUAAAUGUGGCAACAUGCAGAUUUUUGAAAUUGAAACAGUAUCAGGUGAUGGGGGGCUACUAAUUUUGGGGAUCAAACCUCCUUCCUCCUCCUCAGACCUGUCAGUUGCUGGGACCCACAUGUCCCAGCAAAGCUCACUGGGACUCAUGCCCUGGUUCCACCCCUGUACCUGCCAUCCUUUGCCUACCUGGUAGUGAUGCUUCUAUGGCCACAGCCUUCACCUGGAGCUCUUGCAAAGUGGUGGCGCCUGCCCUGAGGAAUGCCCUUCCAUCAGAUGUCAAGGAAAUAAACAACUAUCUGACUUUUAGAAGGCAGCCCUGUUUAGGGAAGUUUUUAAUGUUUGAAGUUUUAUCGUGUUUUUAAUAUUCUGUUGGGAGCCGCCCAGGGUGGCUGGGGAUGUUGUUGUUGUUGUUUUCACAAGGGGAGGGGAGGCUGGCAGGCUGGCCCAUCCCUUCCCUCUGGGUGUUUGUGGUGCCAUACAUAAGAGGAAGGAGGAGGCUACUAGCAACUUCCCCUGCCCUUCACUUGAAAGCUUACUUUAUAGCCAAAAGUACAUAGUGACCUGGAAGCCAAGUAGCUGCCCAACUUGUGGCCUGUUACAGGGCUGCUUCCACUAUGAAUAUGCCCAUGGAAAAGUGCAAGGAGGAUGACAAUGCUGGCUUCUGCAGUAGCAAUGCCAUUGGAAGACCCAAGUGAUGACAGGCACUGGGAAGGGCUCAUUAAGUGCUGAAGGGGCCAUGAAGGGCAGCCCGUCAGGCCUAUCUUUUCUACUUUGGUCCUGAUGAAAUCCCUCUUCUGAAACUGGAAUUUCUUGGGCUGGGGGAAUUCCCCAUUAGUGCCCACCAGCUGAUGCUACCUGCAUGUUUAAAAACCUUUAUGCUGCAUUUAAGGUCAUGUCUAGUUUAUCCCAGAGUGCAGAAAGCUGUUCAGAUGUAAACUGCACAGUGAGUUUCUGAAUGAGAUAAGGGGAUGAUUAGAUCACUUGAUUUAUUUUAUUUUUGUUAUAGGUAGCCUAUACAAGAACCACAGCACAAGCUUUAGUCUGUCCAAUUUAGCCCUUCCAACCAAAGCUGGGAGAGACAAAAACACUCCAUUUCCUAGCCUGAAAGGUAAUCACUUUUCCUUGCCUUUUACUGCUUUCAGAAUCCCUUUGAUUGCCAAGCAGUCACAGAAUUACACCCAACCCUUAAAAAAAUCAUUUUGGGAAACCAGGCAUUCUAGAAUUAGGAAUUCAUUUUGGGUGAUGCUUCAGAUUUCUUAAGCAGAAUUCUUUAAGUGACUAUUAAUUACACUUUUUAGUAUGGAAGGGAGUAUUAUUUUUGGUCUGUCUUUAUUUUAAUGCACCGGCUGUAUGAAAUGCACUUUGGUGGAAAGAGAUUUUGCAUAAAGUGAAUGCAAAGUCUUAAUCCUCUGGACUGAUUUAAUUUCACAGACCCCACAUGGAGGCUGCUGAAAAGCCCUUUCCCUGGCAACAGUCUAUGUGGCAAGCAUAGCCUUAGUGUGUUUGUGUGUGUUGCCUCAGAUGUAUACAGCUGCAUAUCACUGCUGUUGGCUCUCCUGGCACAUGGACACUGUCAGCCCAGAUAGAGAGAGACCAACCUGGCAAGGAACUUUUCAACUUUUCACCAGUUACGUGAAACACUUUCAUGGGAAAGGCUAUCACGUUUUAAAUUGUCCCUUAUCUAAAGGGCUAAAACUUACCUUAAGAGGAAAAUUAUUGAAAGCCGUUCAUUUGGAGCAAUAGGACUUAGCUAAGGUAGACUUCUUAAAUCUGGAAAAAUAUGGAGUAGAAUCUGUAGAAAUUACUCCAGGUUAUCUGUACUACAGUUGGUUUUAGUCAUAAGUGUUGUUAAAGGAAAGAUAAACUGUAAUUUACCAUUGUUUGAUUUUGCAUUGAAUCUUUUUGGUUGCUCAGCUGGAAGAAUGCUUUAUUUUUAAUAAGUUGCUUUUAAUAAGUUGCUUUUAUUUAUUUCUUCCCCCUCUCCAUUUUCAUCGGUAAAGAUUACUUUAAUCUGGAAGUGGGAAGGGAUGUGGAUGAAGGUUGGUAUGAUGUUUGCUGACCUUUGACCUUUUAGUAAUAAAGGCCAAAAGUUAGUUUUGUGUUGCUGCAUUGGACUUUGCUUUGGAUAAGAGUUAACAUUUUCUUAGGGGUGUGUGUGUGUGUGUGUGUGUGUAGAAAAACCAGAAACCAACGCAGAAGGACUGUGAGUAGUUUGGUGAAGACUCUGCAUGGUCUCUGGGGAUAUUUCCAUUUGGUCAUAUUCCUAUAUUUGUUUGUGCAGAGAUCUUCUGUUAGCUAAACCUAUUAUUGAUAGCACACAUUGGAAGAAAACAGUGAUGGGUUUUUCCGUGUCUUUCCAUGCUUUGUGUCUCAUCUUCUGCAGUUUAUUGUCAUUUCUUGAUGACUCUUGUUCCAUGUGGCAUCUCCAAUUUUCUAUAGGAUAAAAUUGUCAGUAAUUUAGUCAGUUUCAUAUAUAAAGAAAAAAUUAUAACCUGACUGACCUGACAGGUAUCAUACUAGUUGGGUGGUGGGGAUAGCAUGGUAGUAGAUAUUUAGGUGAGAUGACCCUUGGGGGACCAUUCCAACUCUACAAUUUAAUGAUUUGUGUAUGCCAGGUAAAUAUCAAUUUUCUUAAUGUUUGAAUUCUUUGAGAUACAAGACGGGUAGAUGAUAUUUUUUCAUUUCAUUCAUUGCCAUUGUUCCAUUACCCUUUUCAACUAUUCAUUAAUGUUUAGUUUUAUUUACCUUCAUGUUCUGAAGGGAGAUAAGCUUUAUUUUUUGCAGUUCCUGUGAAAUAAAAGAUGACAUUAAUAAUUCCUAAAAUAGAAGCAUUAUUCCUGAAUUGAAUGGGGUUCAGAGUAACUUUUGAGCCUUCAAGUGACCUUAAAUCAGGUUAGGACACAUCUACACUAGAAAUGAGAGCUUGUGAUUUUGUGUUUCGAAGCCAUUAGGGUUGGGAAAUUUGUUUCAAAAUGUGCUUCUACAGAGAUGAUUGUUUUGAGUCUCUCUACCAUACUGAAUGAGCACAGCUAAUACUCACAAGGCAUACAAGGGCAGUGCUAAUCCCAGUGCUAUUAUUACAGAUCCAAGGACCAAAUCAAGAACAAGCACAAUUACAGGUGGGCUGAUAGAACAGGGAAUGUACGAAUCCUCCCCUGCUACACUGGCUAGUUAAUACCUCUUCCUUAAGUUUUCCUUCCACUUUUAGUUUAUUCCUAUUUAGCCAUGGGGAAAGCUUUUAUCUGGACCACCCCAGUGUAGAUGUUCCCCAACAUUAAUCCAAGGCUGUUUUUGAAAGAGAGGGGAUUAAUCAAGUAACUAAUCAAAUAUAAAAAUGGUGGUGAUUUUGCAGUGCACUACUAAUUGUUUAUUUUGUGUCCCAGUAUUUGGGCUAAAUACUAUAAUGGAGAUUAUUACUGAAGCUGGGCCAGUAAGCAAUGAAGGUGGGUUCCUUGCAUUAUGAACUGUGCAUGACAUACCAACUCCCAGCAAGCAUUCUUGUGCCUGUCUUUUGGGCAAAUUUUCCACUGGAAGCCAGUAUCAUGUGAUUUCUACUAGUCACACUCCCGUAACACAUUGCUUUUCCAUAUGUUGCCUAAUCAGAAGAUGGUUCUUGUGGCAGAAAUGCAUGCAGAGCAGCCAAACUCCUGCCUUUCAUCUUCUGCUCUUGUUACCAUCUUCUCUUUUGUCUCUGUCUCAUUCCCAUUACUGUUUUCUGCCGAUGUAUGAUGCAAUAAUACAAAAUAUGCUGCUGCUUUUCCAAGUUUCUUUGUAUGUCCAUUUAAUUAAGUGUUAGCUGACUUUUGUGUGUCUCUUUGGUAUUGUUCUUGGACUUGGGCAUCCUUUUCAGUAACUGUUUUCUUGUUCUGCUUCCUCUCUUAUUCAGGAAAUAGACGAGCACUUGUGGAUCAAAAGUCUUCUGUUAUAAAGCACAGCCCGACGGUGAAAAGGGAGUCUCCUUCACCACAGGGACGAAGCAGUAAUUCCAGGUAAAAGCAUCUGCUUAGAGUUGCUGUACAAUGCAAAAUGAGCUUUAUAUGGCAUGCCCUGGGCAUGUCUGCUCUGAGUAUAAGAAGAUCUGGUGAUGCUUGUAAAAAGAAAAAUUAAAGAAGGUGACCUACCCUUUAUCUUUAAAUCUUACUGUAAUGGAUUACACAAUUGAUCAGUUCAUGCAAGUUGCCUCCACUUAGUUUUGGCUGUUUCUGUCCCAGUAGAUCUUGCACCACAUCCAACCCUAUUCCAGUAUAUCUUGUGACUCUUGAAAGCUGCUUUUUAGGGAGGGUAGGAGGGACAAUAUGUUGAGGCCAGACUAGGAAACCCACUUUCACAAAAUGUCUUCUGUUUGCACAAAUAAGAAACAGCCAAAUGCAGAAAUAAAAGGAGGUAUUAAUGGUUACUGAGAAAAGUAUAGGGAUUGUAAUUCAUAACAAAUGGAACACAUCAACAGUGUGAUGCUAGGUUUCAAGAGUCUAGUUUAGAUGGGCAGCAGGAAACUUUGGCACAAAAUGAUAGUUAAAGGCUGUUUCUGCUUUGCUGAGCCACAGAUCUAGGUACAGCCCCAUCUCUUCCUUUCUGCAGUGGCGCUCCACAUGGCAGAAAGGGCUGGGGAAGUGUGAUAGCCACAAUUCUUACCCCAGCCUAGUUAUUCCAGCUGCUCGACUUGAGUCAGUGAUAGAGAUAUAUAGCAGGAUCUGAUGCAGGUUGCAUCAAGGAUACCUAGCAUAUUAUGGUUAGAGUUGAAGUCAGCUUGGCUAAAUACAGAUAGAUUUAUGUUGUGUCAGUAUCCUCCUAUUGUAAAGUGUAAUAUACCUAUGGAAGUGUCCUGGAGGGUUAUGCCCCCUAUUGCUUGUGUAUCCAUAUAAUAUAGUGAGAACCAGCAGUUCUUGAAAGAGGUGGUGCACAAUGUCCUAGAUGGACAAGGAGUUGGUUGGUUUCACAUGAAGAGAGUCCGCCGUCUCCUGGAGAGUGAGCAGCUCCGUGUCUUUGUAUUAAGCAAGCUUAAUCGCACCAUCCAAUCGGAGGAAGAUGCACGGCAGGAUGUUGUCCAGGAUGUGGUCAGUUCUCUGUUCCUCUUUUCUUUUAAAUGGUUUUAUUUUGUCUUUCUGCUGCAGUGCUCACAGUAAAACCAUUACUAAUAAAUCAUAAAUUACAAAACAACAAUAAGUUAAAAACCCAGUACUUAGAAUAUCAGAGACCCAGUUAGACGAAUGGUGUCUAGAAUAAACAUACCUUCAUCACCUCCCAAAAGGCAAGCAUGCUGCAAUGGGAAAGGUGCAUCCCCCUAGGCAAGCUGUUUCUAAAUCUACGUGUCACAAUAGAGAAACCUAUUUCUCUCAUGCCUGUACAAAGGAUGGGAAGGGAACGUGGAGAGGGCCUUUGAAGUGCAGCAGAGUUCCUGGGUUCACAUGGGAAGAAGUAAUUCUGAAACAAACUUGUUACCAUGCCAUAUAGGGCUUUAGAGCAAGGCAGAGAAAUGAGCCUGGAAACCAGUUGAUAAUCAGGGCAGUUGAUGAAAGACCAGGGUGAUAUCAUUCUCAUCUCCCUUAAUGGGAGUGAGUAUACUGCUUCAUUGGGAUCAGGAAAUGCAGACAAGAGGUAGAGCUUAGUGUCAUCUGGAUACUGAUGAUACCCAAGCCAAAAGCUCAGGGUGACUUCAACCAGACAUGUUAAGCAGCAUGGAGGACAAGAUGGGCCAUUGAAGCACUCCAUAAGCCAAAGGUCAUGGGGCCAAGUAGUAGACCUUCUGAGACCCUUGAGAGGUAGGGUGGUGGUGAUGAGGGAGACCAGAACCACUACAGAGCUGUGCCUCCCAACUCUAUCCCCUCUCAGUGGCCCAGAUGGCUGCCAUGGCUGACAAUACUAAAAGCUGCUAGGAGCAUCAACAGGGUCAGAUGCCUCAUGCCCAUCUUUUGGUACAGAUCAUCUACCAAAGUGACCAAGGCCAUUUUUGUUCCAAAUACCAGGUCAGAAACCAGAUUAGAAAGGAUCCUAACAAUCAGAAGGGUAUCCAACCGAACAGUUCUACUAGCACAAGGACUUUCGGCUGUGUAAUGGAACUUCCUUCUCUCUCUUCUCCCCAUGCACCUGUGUGACCCCCAGAUCUGCUGUGGAGGGUUGAGGGAAACCAAGAAGACCUAGAACUGAUUACACUGAAGUAACUUACUGAAAAAAGGCAAAUUAAAAACAGGAUGAAAGCUACUGAGAUCAGUGGGAUUGAGUGAGAUUGAGUAAUGGUUUUUCUAGAGAGGCUUCACAACAGUUUGCUUAAGUGCUGUCAGAACCUCCCCCUACUUGAAAAAGCAUUUGCACAGAUUUAGUUAACAGAGGUAAUUCUAUAAAGAUAAAUUCUCUUUUAGGUACAGAAAUAGCUCUGUAGUAGAGCACAUGUUUGUAUGCAAAAGGUCCCAGGUUCAGUCUCUGGUAUCUUGAGGUGUGGUGUCUGAAACAUUGGUGAGUUGCAUAGAGAAUACUAAGCUAGAGGAACUAUUGGCCUGACUUGGUACAAAGCAGCUUCCUAUGGUCCUAAGCUGAAGGAGGCGUAGUUAAGCUACAGAAAAUUAAUUAGAAUGCAAUGGAAUUAUGGCUUACUUUAGUGGAAGUGAAACAGGUUCCUAAUAAAUGACGCAUCCUCACCCUUAUGAAUGUUUCCAUUGUAGGAGAUCAGCCGCAAGGUUUAUAAAGGGAUGUUGGAUUUGCUGAAAUGUACUGUGUCAAGCCUUGAGCAGUCAUAUGCAAAUGCUGGACUUGGGGGAAUGGCAAGUGUCUUUGGUCUGCUGGAAAUAGCUCAUACUCACUACUAUAACAAAGGUAAGAGAAUAGGAUAAACCAAUGAAUUAUAUAAAAUAAAUGAAUGUAAAUCUGUGAAAUGCCCUACUUGUUGUAGAGCUGAGCUAGUCUGACUUUCUGGCACAACCAAUAGAGUAAUUACUGAACCGUGUAAAAGAAAUUUACUGGAAUAAGUAUUUUGAAUUGCAUCUAUAAUUCUAUAAGUACAAAUAGUUUCAUGGAGAAAAUGAUUAAUGUAUUUUCAGUCAACUCCAGUACAGAAUGCCUUUACUUUGUUUUCAUUGGCACAUCCAAAUGUUUGUGUGAAUUAAUUUCAUUUCAGCAGUUCAGCCAUGAGAAAAAGUGCAAAUAUUUAGCCUCUUAAGGAAAAGGCCCAUGCCCCAAUAGCACUUAUUUAUUAAGCACAGUGGGGAUGAUACAGUUGUAUAUAAGGGCCAUGGUGUGUAUAUAAAUAGUAGGGGUGGAGAACCAUUGGCCCUCCAGAUAUUGCUGAACUACAGCUCCCUUCAGUACAUUACAGUUGAACUCUUGAACUCAGAGACAUUGAAUAGUAAUUCGUAAGAUUGCAUAUAUAUCUGCAAGAGUGAUAUGAGACUGUACAUAUAUUCUUUGAGUCUGUAUUAUUUUGUGUUAUAUUAUGCUUUGCAUUGAGAUAUUUAGUGUAUAAUAUACUUUCAUUUUGCAUACAGAGCUUGUGCUUGAUGAGAACUACAGCUCCCAUCAUCACUGACCAUGCUUGCUGGGGGUUGUAAUUCAGCAACAUACGGAGGGCCAACCAUUCCCUGCUCCUGUUACCCAGCGUCUUGCCUUACCAAGCUUAUGAUGGGGUGGGGGAGGAAACAUUAUAUACAGGGAGCUUCUGGCACCCAUUCAAAUUUUACUGGAGGUUGAGAAAUUUAAAAGAGUACAUUCUGUUGGUGGAGUGUGGGAGGUGAGAGGGUUGCAAUGAGCAGUCUGCAGUAUUAUCUAAAUCUAGUAUCCAUGUUGUGCCCCAGAACAAUUGGUUUUUCUUUACGUUUUGAAACUUGCCAUGAGAACUAGAAAGACAAAGAGCUGGAAUUAUUGUUAAUUAUUAGUAAAGUAAAGAUAAAGGACCCCUAGACAGUUAAGUCCAGUCAAAGGCAACUAUGGUGUGCGGUGCUCAUCGCGCUUCAGGCCGUGGGAGUUGGCAUUUGUCCACAGACAGCUUUGCAGGCCAUGUGGCCAGCAUCACUAAACCACUUCUGGCACAACGGAAGACCGUGAUGGAAACCAGAGCACAUGGAAACACCGUUUACCUUCCCACAGCAGCGGUACCUAUUUAUCUACUUGCACUUGUAUGCUUUCAAACUGCUAGGUUGGCAGAAGCUGGGGCAGAGCAAAGGGAUUCCCUUAUGAGAUGUAGUUUGAUAUUGCCCCGUAUUAAAUUUGUUUAAAGUCCAUAGUAUAGUACUACUUACUGGAUCUUAGGCUUUCCUGCAGAAAGUCUUCUGGAGAAAAUUUUAGCCAGUCAAUCUUGUGUGAGAAAUGGUACUUUGAGGUACUGGGUGCAAAGCCUUCAGACCAUGUGUUUUGAACACUGCUUUUGAACAUUGAUUUUGAGAUCUAAAUGUGAGAGCUGUUUUUUCAUUAUCUGUAAACAAAUGAUUAACGCCAUCUGAACAAUCUUUUUCUUCUGUACUCUUCUCCCAUUUUUUUUUCUUAAUCCUUCUAUUUUUACCAUUGCUGGUAUGUGUUUUUCUUUUUUUCUUUUUUGGCUGCUGAUUUCUCUCUCCUCCUUUCUUUUAAAGAGCCAGAAAAAAGAAAACGAAGCCCAACAGAAGGAGCAAUCACUCCGGUUGGCAAGGACCCUAUGUUAGCCACGAGGGUUGAACCGAAACCCAAGGUGCAACUGCCAGUACCCCAGCUCCUGCCAAGGGCCCCAAGCCCUGCAGGGAAAGGGCCGAGGGAGUUUGACACAAGGAGUCUAAAGGAGGAAAAUUUUGUAGCUUCUAUUGGUGUGUAUUUAUGUGUAUAUGGAAUGCAGGAAAGUGUGCACUGCAUUAGAAUCUGAUUGCAUCUUUCCCAUUGAAACAUUUGCCUUAUCAUUGCUGCAGUAAUGUGCUUCACUCUCACUCGGACUGCAAAGACUAUUCAUAUAUGCUCUUCUCACAGCUUGGAGAAAUAUUGGCUAAGCAUUUCUGGUGUUUCUAUGCUUUUUGGAAUUUUAUGGCCAGGCUAGUGAAGAUAGCCAUAUGAUGCUGGCAUAGGGAACUUUAAUCAUUGUUCAUAUAGUCUUACAGGCAGAAUAGUCUGGUCUGUAAUGGAAACAGUUUCUUGGGAGUGUGUGCACCAGGGACUAGUUGCCACAAAAACAAAUUACUAUUGAGAGGAAAAUGGCCCAGUACUAUGCCAUUGAUUUCUGGGGAUCUGCUCCCAAGUACAAGUGUGCAGGAUUGCAGCUUUGGACUUCAUGUUCAUUCAUCUUCAAUUCUAGCCCUUGUGCUGUGGGUGUUUCUGUAUAAUGUAUAAUCUUAUAUUUUCCACCAAAGCAAAACCUACAAGAACAAAUAUAAUACUUUUUGCUACGUUCACUCACCAUCCAAAGGACAGAAGGAAAUAAAGUUUUGAGGGUUUCUAGCAGACAAUGCCAUGCAUAUGUAGAAAAAAAGAGUCUACCCAGUCUCAAGAGAUUGUGCAAAGACAACUAUAUAAUUGCAAACAUAUUUGUCAGAUGGGUUUCUGAAGCAUGACUCCCCUCCCAUAGUUUGAGAUGAAUUCCCUGUGAUGGAUACAGUAACCUUCUGUACCAAUGUGCAUAGGGAGCAAGCGGAAUUGUGAUGGAUGGGGAAAGAAGGGCAGCCAUGGUGUGUAUACCUUUAAUAAAUAAUAGCACCAGGGAAUGGAGGGAGCCUCCAGAAAUCUCAUUUUCAGUUUGAAUGUGCUUAUCGCUGUUUGUUUAUUUGGUGUUGUUGCAUCAAAUAAAGCAUGGGGAAAUUGAUUAGGUUUUCUGGAUGAAUUAUAAUUAGCUGUCUUUCUCCUACUGCAGACAAAUCCUGAAUUGCUCUGAAGUGUUCUGAGCCUGUUUCCUCUCCCAUUUCUAUCUGUGCUUUCCCAUACCCUGUUUCCAUAGCAGAAGAAACUUUCUGCACUUAUCUUUCUCUGCUCUUGUAAGAGCUGAGUUUGCUUCUUACUUUGUAGCAUUCCCAGCUUCUUCCUUCCUAUAAUUUAUUAUUUAUACCCCGCCCAUCCGGCUGGGCUUUCCCAGCCACUCUGGGUGGCUUCCAACAAAAUAUUAAAAUACAGUAAUGCAUUUCCAACUUGAAUUUCCAUUAAGCUUAUUAUGAUUCUGCCACUGGCCCGUUGGGCCAGCAUCUAGAAUUAUCUGAAGUUUUCUGCCACAGGGAUGAAAAUUUAGGAUAUCAUUUGAACAGAAUGGUGUGUAUUUCUUUUUUAGAUCCCCUCCCCAUUUUUUGCUAUUCUUUUCGCCCUGAUGAAAAUGAUUUGGAGUCUGAUAUAGUUAACAUACAUAAAGCUAGAAGAAGCCCAGUGGUUAUUACAGGCAUAUUCAGACCCAAAUUAAUUGUUUUUUUACAUAGUUUUUUUUAGUGUUUAUAGAAAUAGUUUUUCUUAUCCCUUAUUACACUUUGAAUUGAAAUAUAUUUGGUGGUUUGGGGCGCAUUGAUACAUAAAAUACAUACUGUAUUCUUUGUGUAACCACUGAUAAGAAACUUUAAAUGUUGGACAUAAAGAACCUGACACUGUCUCUUUUUAAUCUGUCAUUUCUGUGAAGGCAAAUGAGAUCAGGUAGGUGAGUCUCACUUAGCUGUUCUACUCAGCCAGUUAAUUAUAUAUAGGUAUUAAUUUUGAAAUCUUUUGAAUGAAGGCGAUGGAAGUCUCUACCCUGUUCUGACUGAAGAUGUGAUUAAUUAUUCACAUGCCAGUUAUCAUUAAUUUCUGCUUUGGUACUGCAGGAUUGGGUGGCUUAUUUUUUAUUUUUAUUUUCCAUUUCCGCCUCUGAUCAACAUCUGACAUUUUUUCUGUCUUUCUCUCCUGCUUACAUUGCAUCUUGAGUAGAAUUGUGGAACAAGCACAACGAAGUGUCAAAGCAAAAAGCUUUGGAAAAACUGAGUAAGAAUAUGAUAAAAGGACAGAAACUUGACACUCCUCCAAGCCUCCCCAUAACUGCCAACUCUCUAAGCCUUUGAUUGAACACCCAUGCCACAUGAGCCAUAGGGCAGACAAAGGAGGUCACUAUUUCUUAAAGAAAUCUAGUGUUGGGGUUCACUGAAUAGCCCUUUUUGUAUCAGGAGAGGAGAGGGGGAAAAUACAGUCUCUUCCAGCCAAGUUUCAAAUCCUUCCUUACCACUGAAUUAUAAAUUAAAUUUUGGACAGUCUUUCCCCCAUGAAAUUGUAAUCCCUCUUUGGUGGUAAACCAACGUUUUCUGCAAUAUGUGCAUCAUGGAGUGUUCUGUGUAAAGAUAUGUUUGUCCUGAAUUCUUAACCAAUAGCAGAUAUAAAAUGUAAAGUUCAAGUCCAAUGUGAAAGGUCCACAAUUAUUGUUUGAUGAUUAAUUAUUUUGUAUGAGGUUGGGAGUAACCUUGGGGAUUAAUAUGAAGAAUGGUGGUUGACUGGAAAUGGAAUGUGAAGUUCUCCAUCCACAGAGAUGAUGUAUUGUUUUCUAGGUUGUUGUUCUUUGAUUCCCACCCUUGGGACAAAAGAGUGGAAUGUCCAGCUAAGCCCCACUUCAACAUUCUGCUUUUGUUGUUGUUGUCAAAUGCAUAAAACUGAUAGUGCUUAAUAAUGCACAUAGUUAGAAUAACAGAGUCAUAGAAUUGUAGGCUUGGAAGUGACCCUAAGGAUCAUCUGUUCCCACCCCUGCAGUGAAGGAACCUCAGCUAAAGCAUGCAUGAGAGAUGGCCAAUCCAGCCACUAUUUAAAAACCUCCAACAAGAGAGACCGUUACAUUGUUGAACAUCUCUUACUGCUGGGAAGUUCUCCCUGAUGUUUAGUUGGAAUCUUCUUUCUUCUAACUUGAACCCAUUGGUUCAGGUUCUACUCUCCAGAGCAGGCAUAAACAAGCUUGCUCCAGCUUCUGUGUGACAGUCCUUUAAAUAUUUGAAGAUGGCUAUUAUAUCUUCUCUCAGUCUUCUCUUUUCAAGGCUAAACAUACUCAACUCCCUCAACAGUUCCUCAUAAGCUUUGAUUUCCAGACCCUUGAUCAUCUUGGUCACCCUCCUCUGCACACAUUUCAGCUUGUCAACAUUCUUCUCAAAUUUUCUUACAUUCUUAAAUUGCAACUUCUUAAAUUUACAAACUGUAUCUUCACUAUACGGUGUGUGAUUUUUAAAAAUAUAUUGAUAUAUCUAUCUGAUUCCUUUUCAGUAGCACCUGAAUAAAGUAGAAAGUGAUAGUAGAUUGCUCCCUGCAGUUUCAGGUGAAAAUAGGCUAUUGGGGAAGGGUUGAAACUCUCCCACCAGCCUUCCCAUGUUCCUUCUCCUCCACUUCAAAGUGCCUACAGGCUCUUUGUAAAGAAGGAGAGGCAGUUGAAUUUCUGCAGUGUAACAUACAGUUUAUCCUAACUUUAGUGUAACAUAUAGUUUAUCCUAUAAUAUGCCACUUACUGAAUAUUUGAAAAAAAUAUUGCUGACAUAAGUACAGAAGCAACAUUGUAUAGUAUUUCUAUCUGUUUCUACUAUACAGUGAUACCUCGGGUUAAGAACUUAUGUAUACAGUCAUACCUUGGGUUACAGACGCUUCAGGUUGCUCAUUUUCGGGUUGCGCAGCGCACCGAACCCAGAAGUACUGGAAUGGGUUACUUCCGGGUUUUGGCGCAUGCGCAGAAGCGCUAAAUCACACUUUGUGCAGAAGCGCCGAAUCACGAUCCGCGCAUUCGCAGACGCGGCAUUGUGGGUUGCGAACAUUGCGGGUUGUGAACGUGCCUCCCGCAUGGAUCCCGUUCGCAACCCAAGCGUCCACUGUAGUAGCUUAUUUUAUAGCAUCUAUAGAAAUCUUAUUUUAUAAUUCUUUAGAGAACACACUGAGAAUACACAAAAAGGAGUAUCACUACUUAAAUACUGUGAAUAUAAAGUUUGUUGGGUUGUAUAGAGAAGAUAUUAAUUCACAUUAUAGAAGUAUGUAACCAAGACGCCUGUUUAUUUCAUAAAGUAAGCUGGCCAGAUUUAGUCAUUGCUGGUCCUAGGUUCUUUUAAAGAAUACUCCUUUUAAAAGACAGGCUAGUGGGGAAACUUUCAAGGAUGUUUUUAUUAUGCCAUAUCCCAUCUUAUAAGUAAUAGACAAUUAUUCUAAUAGACUGGGGAUCUCUGAAGUCUGUGCCCAUGUUUUUUGAGAACUUCCGUAUUUAGGUGGAGACGUUACUUCCAUACUUAACUGAAGAAGUAGAAGAGACUUGGAGAAGCCUUUGCCUCAUUCUGAUAGCAGAAUGUUUUAAAACUAGACUCUGUAAAAGUGACCCUUCCUCAGCAAAAUUACCUUUAAUUGGGCCAGUGAUUGCUGAGAAGUCAAAUAAUUUAAUUGUGUAAUUUGAAUGCUGUGCGGUGUAAUCCAAUGCAUAUCAACUCAGGCAUUAGUCUCAUAGGGGUUACUUCCAGACAAAUGUGUACAGUGGUGCCUCGCAAGACGAAAUUAAUCCGUUCCGCGAGUCUCUUCGUCUUGCGGUUUUUUCGUCUUGCGAAGCACGGCUAUUAACGGCUUAGUGGCUAUUAACGGCUUAGCGGCUUUAAGAAAAAGGAAACAAACUCGCAAGAAUUUGCAAGAUGUUUCGUCUUGCGAAGCAAGCCCAUAGGGAAAUUCGUCUUGCGGAAUGACUCAAAAAACGCAAAACCCUUUCGUCUUGCGAGGCAUUCGUCUUGCGGGGCACCACUGUAUAGAAUGGAACUUUAACUCCCCUUGAUUUCUGUGAAAUUUAAGUGUUCCCUGUUCUCUGGAAUAUGGUCCUUAUGCCCUUUUAGUCACUUAAUCUUUGAAAUGUAGUCAUUCAAGUCAAAUAUAACUUUGUGUAGGGUUUUUUAUUUAAAGAAAUAGCCAUUUCCCAUCUUUAUGGACUUUUGACUUAGACUGACCAAGUAUUAAAGGUUUGUUUCCCCCCCCCUCACUUAACUAACUCUCUCUGUUGUGCGAUCAAUUAGCUGAAAUACAAAGGAGUAUGAUUGACAAAGGUAUAUUUUUGGCUAAUCCAUACAGAUAAGUCAUCUUGAAGGAAUUGCCUUCUCUGUAUGUAUAACUUUGUUUCCAGCAGUGCCUUGAACCGUGAAUAUUCAUUCACAGUGCUUAACUGUGAAUAACAGUCAGUCAUAACCUUUAGUAUGAUUAAAAAUCCACAGUUAAAUUAUGUGCUUAUUAAAUUGAUUGGAAUAAUAUGUAAAUUAACCAGUUAGUGUUUUCAUAACACCUUUUUAAAUCAUGCUUUUGACUGAUUAAAGGUAUUUUUUAAAAAAAGAAUCUGUUGCUAAUGUACCUUGGUUGUGAACAGAAUCUGAAAACAAGUCCAAUGAAUUUCAUGAUUCCACUUUCUAUUUACUUCUAGCAUCAUAGUUAGAGGCAUCUAAGUACUAACAUAGUCUGGAAAUGUAUGUUAAAGUCAGGUUUAUAAACAAAUGCCAGUUGAUUUUUGGAAUGUUCUAUAUAAUACCCUCUCUUUAAAUAUACUCCAUAGCUAGUAUAUACUACCUUUGGGAUAAGCCGCCCAUCUUUUUGACAAUUCUACCUUCAUGAAUAAUAUGGUCAUCUCAAAAAUGCACACCAAUAGUCUUUUUUUCACGCGCACCAUAUAUAUAAUUUUUCUUUCUCUCUUGCACAUUGUUUCACUUUUUCUGAUGUUGGCAGUAUCUAGUGAUAGACAUCAUACAUCCCACUUGCACUCCUAACUUUUAGUUCAUCAUAUUUAGUGGUAUGUAAGGUAUUGCUGUAUUGUGUACAUAGAGUUGCCACACAUCAUUAUUUGUACACAUCCUAGAUCUGCAAUAAAAUAAAAUAAAAUCCUCCAGCUGCUGGUCAUGUGUCCCUGUUAAGGAACGGUUGGCAGAUAUGGCUAUGGCAGAAGGGUUGUAUUCAGUCUCUUCUCCCUUCGAGCUCUUAAUGGUGACCUGUGUAGUCUGCAGUGUAUUCUUCUCCUGCCUCCUUAUUUCCAUUGCACACAGCUUCCAAACCCUUCUCAAUUCUGUCUCUCCUUUCAUUCAUUUUCUUUCUGUCUUUCAUCUCAUCACGGGAGGGUAAAAAAACAUUAAGCUGCAUGAUCAUGGCAUAAAUCCCUUCACCAUUUGUUUUCUUGAUGGAUAGGGUGGGAUGAUGAAUGCAUGUCUUCGUAGCAGCUGAAACUCACUGCUUCACCUUUGUUGUUACAAACUCUGGAGAGCCAUGUAAUACAUCCCUACAGUGACUGUAUAAUAUUGCUAUUUUGCCCCAAAAUGUCCCAUUUGAAGCUCUCAUUUCUGGUAUGCAGAUGAUUAUUGCUGACUGUUUGGAUGGUUACACCAUGAGUCACUUGGUGAACAUGAGAAAAAUAAUAACUUCGGCUGUGGAUGGUAGCAUAUUAGAUUAAGUACCAAGUGUCCAGCAAUAAGAUCUGCCCCUCUCCAAAAAGCAAACAGCAACAAAAGCAAUCUUGUAUCUGUGACAUAAGGAAGUGGCUUUCCAGAGUCAUGUGUCGACCGUUUGGCAUGCCUUGUAUUAACUGGAAUCUGUCUGGUGCCUGCUUUGUCUCUCUUCCCCUUUUCCUUCCUCCAAUGGGUGACUGUUUAAGGCAGUUGGUCUGCUUCUCAGGUGCAUUUAUGUAUUGGACAGAAUGGUGGCUGCAACCAGCCAGGCUAUAUUUCUGGUUGAUGCUAUUUCAAGAGUACAGGAGAAGAUCCUCUGGUUCCCCCUCUUGGUACUUCUCAUGCACCAAAGCGAUCAUUUGCCUUCUGGUUCUUUCAUUUUCUUGUUCACAGUAAUGAAAUAUCACUUUCCCUCCCUUUAGGGUCAGAAGGUAAAAAACACUCUCAUGAUCUGGGGGAGACAGAUGAGAAGAAAUCCCAAAUCAGUGCAGAUAGUGGGUUGAGCUUAACUUCCAGCUCUCAUGUGAGUGUCUUGAAUAUUUUAUUUAUUAUUUGAGAAAUGCCUCAAGGAGAUUGACAUGGGGGUAGAAUAGUGAGAAUUCCUUGUGCCCUUGUCCAUAGAUUCUGGUUUUCAUUGGGGGGGUGUUUACUCACUUUGGGGAAGCAUUGAUAAUUACCGUAUUUUUUGCCCUAUAGGACGCACUUUUCCCCCUCCAAAAAUGAAGGGGAAAUGUGUGUGCGUCCUAUGGGGUGAAUGCAGGCUUUCGCUGAAGCCUGGAGAGCGAGGGGGGUCGGUGCGCACCGACCCCUCUCGCUCUCCAGGCUUCAGGAAGCUGUCCGCUAGCCAUGGGAGACGCAGCUCUCCCACGGCUAGCGGAGAGCUUGCCGGCACCCAGAAGCUUGGGGCACGCUGAGCUCAGCACGCCCCAAGCUUCGGGCUUCGUGCAGCGCUCCGCUAGCCGUGGGAGAGCCGCGUGGCUUCGCGCAGCUCUCCCACGGCUUGCGGAUAGUAGCCUGUUCUGGGGGCUGGGGUUGGGGGAAGCUCGGGCUUCCCCAGCCCCGCACCUGGGGGGUAAAUAAUUCCCCCCCCUUAUUUCCCCCCAAAAAACCUAGGUGCGUCCUACGGGGCAAAAAAUUCGGUAUGUGAAAGCAACACAUGUUCCAGUGUUGUUGAUUCUGGGAAGCUAGAAACAUGAGGCAUGAGAUUUGCAGUUCCUUAGUAGUCUGGGCCCAAAUAAAAUGUGUGGUCCAAGUCUCCAAGCAGAAAUAGUAAUGACUAAUGUGCAUUAUUUUUCUUCUUCUUUGUUCAUGAUUUCAGAAGAGUGAUUUGGAUUCUGUGGCAAGUGUGGGACCUGCUGUUAUGAUCCGAAGCACCAGCCAAGACUCUGAAGUUAGCACAGUGGUAGGGCAUGGCUGAAGUGGAAUGUUUGUGCUUUAUUUUAGUGGUGUUUUUCAGGCUUGAUCAUUUGCAUGCACUUUCUUACUCAACACCCGUGUAAAUUGCAAGCGCCGAGUGCAUCUCUAGGGCAUACACUCUCCAUCCUUCUCCAGUUUUACAUUUAAUCAUGUCCGCCAAUUGUACAUAAAAUGCUCUGGUAGGUAUGGGGCUCCUAUCCACUGGUCUGUUUUGUAAACUUACAUAUUUUAUUUGUGUUUAUAUUGUUAAAUUGUGACAUUUGUUUUUGGAAAAUAGUUGUUGUAAAUUAAUGAUUGUGGCAAUGUCUACAGUUAUCUUAAAUUGUCCUGUUGGGCCAAAGAAUAGACAUUUAUUAGUGUUCUUUUUCUUUAAAAAAAUCUGACUCUGACUUAAUUUAAAAGUUGAGGCCCAGCCUUUUAUUUUUAAUGACUGAAGCUCUAAAAAAGAAAAAAGCAUUAAAACAUUAAACAGUGCCCUGCAAAUAGUCACUUUGCAUUCUAAAGUAUACUGUGCUGGGUCCCAAUGUAACAUGAGUUAGCACAAACCUGCCCCUUUACUUUUGGUUGGGAUGCAGGAAUUACUGAGAUUUAGCUUUCUCUGGAAUGGCACUCUGAAUAAAUCUUUGUCUCCACAGUAACUACUCAUAUUGAAUAAAGGACUGACCAUUUAAACAGUUUGUUUUCCUCUUCAGGUGAGCAACAGCUCUGGGGAGACAUUAGGAGCAGAUAGUGAUUUGAGCAGCAAUGCUGGUGAUGGCCUUGGUGGAGAAAGUGGUGGAAAUCUGACAGGAUCACGAGGCACCGUGUCAGACAGUGAGAUUGAGACAAAUUCAGCAACUAGCACCAUCUUUGUAAGAACAUGCUUUGGUUUUGCUUAGGAAUUAUUGUAGUGAUGGUGGGUAGUGUAAAAGACCUAUUAGUUUAUGGAAAGCGAUCACAUUAGAAAUGGUCCAUCCUUAGUGAAGAAGUACCAGCAAUUCUGAGCCAGCAUAUAUAUUCCAGGGUGUGCAUGCACUGCAAACUCAAUUAUAUAUGUGGGAAGCACACUGACCUUGUAAGUGUAAAUUGGCUUAGAGUGAUAGACCUCUUAAAGACCUUUGGAAAUCAUAAUGGCCUCAAAUGUCAUAUCAUGACAAUGAAGUAUCUUUGAACUGAGUUGAAUUUGAGAGGUGGCUUAAGCUUUUUCUGCUGUCCACUUUUUACCUUCUGAAUUAUCUUUCUGUUUACAAGGAAUAUAUAUUGCUUGCAGAAUAAUCUUGGUAGUCGAAUACAUAAUAUAGAGCAAUAGAACAUGCCUGAUUAAACUGGCAUUUAAUUUUUCUUUUUAAAGGGUAAAUCUCAUAGCUUGAAGCAGACCAUGAAAGACAAUAAAUGCAGCAGUCCUGGGAGAGCACCAGAAGAUGCAAGCCUACGAGUUUAUCUCUAUGAGGGUCUUCUGGGUACGUGUUGACAUUUAUUUUGUUUGAAGCAAAUUUGUUCAAAGCAUAGGCAUUUUAGUGAAAUAGCAUUUAACAUGCUGAUCUUCUUUGUAGUAUUUUCUAAACAAAAAGAAAUUAAAAGAACAACAAUCUGAUCUAUUAAGUGAAACCUCCAUAGAUGAGUUUUGAAUUCUCUAACAUACCAUAGACAAAUUAUCGGCUAAAAACUCAUGGUUUUCUUCAAAACAUUUUAUAAGAAGUGCUUGUCAUUAGUAUACCAUUUUUUCUGUGUAUAAGACACCCCCAUGUAUAAUACAACCCCUAUUUUUUUGGACCCAAAAUUAAGAAAAACCCCCUCUAAAAUAGAAGUGAAAAUCCAGACAUUUGGUAGUGGCAGUGGAAAGUUGUUGAUUUGUGGGGGGUGCAAUCACCCUCAAAGUUUCCAGCAUGAGGUACAUGUAGUCCAAGGUGGUUCUGGUUACAGCUCGGGAGCAGGGAAGAAGGAGCUCCCUAUGCUUCUAUGCUGUGUGGCAGGAAUUUCUCCCUCCUGCCACCUGCUUAGUUGUUAAGAGAUUAUAGCUCAGCAGCAAAGAAAAUGUGGUCAAGGAUGGGGGUGGGGUUCAGGCCAGAAGGCUGCAUUGGAAGACCCUGUGGGCCACAUACAAUCAGUGGGCUACAGAUUUAUCAUAUUAGGUAAAGGUAAAGGGACCCCUAACCAUUAGGUCCAAUCGUGGCCGACUCUGGGGUUGCGGCGCUCAUCUCGCUUUAUUGGCUAAGGGAGCUGGCAUACAGCUUCCAGGUCAUGUGGCCAGCAUGACUAAGCCGCUUCUGGCGAACCAGAGCAGCGCACGGAAACGCCUUUUACCUUCCCGCCGGAGCGGUACCUAUUUAUCUACUUGCACUUUGACGUGCUUUUGAACUGCUAGGUUGGCAGGAGCACGGACCGAGCAAUGGGAGCUCACCCCGUCACGGGGAUUCGAACCGCCGACCUUCUGAUCGGCAAGUCCUAGGCUCUGUGGUUUAACCUGCUGUCAAAUCAAGUGUAUAUUUAAAAUGGUAUCCUGAGCAGGGAAGUUGUUUCAUAAUGCAGUAUGCUAAAGAUCACGUUAUACUGGUGUAGCAUAUUUUUCACUGCACUUUUUCUCCUGAGUCUCAUUAUUCCAGAAAGGUUGCUCAGUCUUGUUAUAUGUCUCAUUUCUCCUCUUUGCUGCCAUGUUGCUGCUUGCUUGGAACUAUAAAGGGAGGGAUAAAGGAUCUGUCUGGGACCAAUUAGAGGAUGCUGCCAUGGAAACCUUCUCUAUGAGUAAUAAUUCUUCUUUUUGCUUUUCUGUGUGUAUUAAAAAGAUUUCUCACAUGUAUUCCUAUACACUCCACUGUUCUUUUCUUGUUCCUGCAUUCUUCAUUUGGUGAAUACUGAUAGAGGAAAACAAUAACACAGAACGCAAUAAAGUUGGUGCCCUGCUUUAGGCAAGGUAGCAAGAUGGGACCAUAAAUGUUUGCAAUAUAUACAGUGAGUUAGGACAGGGAACUUUGCAUCUCCUGGCUUGUUGUCAUCUCAGUUGUGUUUUUAACAGAACUGAUUUUGCUGUGGUGGUACUAUGAUGAUGAUGAUGGUGGUGUUGAUUACUUGGCACAUCUUGUGGUGAAAAAGGUUUUAUCCUGUUGUUGUUUUUUGCAAAAUUAUUGGUCUUCUGGAUUAAUUUAUUCUCUGCUAUCUAGGCAAAGAGCGAUCAACCCUGUGGGACCACAUGCAGUUCUGGGAAGAUGCUUACCUGGAUGCUGUGAUGUUGGAAAGAGAAGGAAUGGGAAUGGAUCAGGGGCCUCAAGAGAUGAUUGACAGGUAAAUUACAAAUUCUCUGCAAUUUUUUCUCUCCCUCUGCAUUAUUUAGUUUAACAACUUCCUGGGAAUUCAGGAUGUGAUUUUAUUCUGAGUAAAUUUGUUGAAAUUUACUUCAUCCGUACAUCUCUGGGUGGAUAUCAACAUAAAAUGCAAUAUAAAAAUGCAAAAUACAUGAUAAAAGCGAGAGCAAAAACCACAAACCAAUAAAAAACCCUCCCACCACCUUGGACCUCCCUGAACCUUUGCUGGUCUUUUAAUGUUGGGCCUAUAAAAGGAAAUGUAAUUUAAGGCUAAGUUUAAUUUCUGGUCAUCUGGUACUGGGUCUGUGGAGAGAUUUAAUUUUGUUAAAAAAGAUAAAAGAAGGAAGAGGAUGCAGGACAUUUUGCAUCUUUCUUUGCAGUUAGUGGCUAAAAGUCCAUCAGAGACUCAAGUACAUGUGUGUUCCUUUUGUAGGUAUUUGUCUCUAGGAGAACAUGACCGGAAGCGUUUAGAAGAUGAUGAAGACCGCUUAUUGGCUACGCUGCUUCACAAUAUGAUAGCCUACAUGCUUAUGUUGAAGGUGCCAUUUUUUCAUAUUUUAAUUUAAUUUUUGCACAUUUUUGUGAGACUUGUGGUAGGGUAUGGGGGAAAUAUGGGUGUCCUGUGGCCAAAAUUUUUUAACCCCCCUACGCAAGAGCAAACCCAUAUUAAGUGCAGAAAUAAUGAAAUGUCAUACUUUGUUUUUGCUUUGUUUUUAGGUCAAUGGGAUGUAUUUGAGCACUUCUUUCUUCCCAGUUACUUGAUUUCUGCAGUUACUUGUUAUUACACAGUGUCUUCUCUUGAUUGACCUGUUUCUAUGGUAGUUUAAACUUUUUGGAACACAGCAAAUGAGUUCUUGACUAUGUACUGGAAUAUAAAUAUAUAUGCAAGUGCCUAGGGAGAUGUCAGUAACCAAAUGCUGUAUUUUGCUGUGUAGGUGUCCAAGAAUGAUAUUAGGAAGAAAGUGCGCCGUUUGAUGGGAAAAUCUCACAUUGGCCUAGUGCAUAGUCAAGAAAUAAAUGAAAUACUCGACAAAAUUGCCAAUAUAGUAAGUCUUUGACUACCUCUGUAUCUAUAUCUCUGUUCCUUCGAUAGGAGAGGAGGAUUAUCUUUCACUGCAGUUCAGAUGGCAGUGUUGAUUGCUACAAAUAUGAAAAGAGUUAUGUUCCUCUUCUAUAAUGUAUUUCAUAAAUUGUGUACAAGAUUAAAAUACUGCAGAUAGAAAUAUUCUGAUAUCUUGCCUCCUGCAUGUACUUUUUAUGGCAAGGGCUAGUGGGACCCAGAUCUUUGGAUGGUAUAGAUUUACUCAACAAUACCUUGCUUGACAGAGAAUCGGACUCCUCACCUGUUUUAUUCAAGACAGUAGACACAGAGGUCAGAUCUUUCUGAACUUUUUAUAGUGUUGCUCUCAAGAGCUGUAGAAGGAAAUUCUUGCUACAAGCUGCCUUCUCACUCUGUUGCCUGGGCUGGGGUCUGCCAGUUUCCUACUGGACUGCAGGCACUAACUGCUGCUUCCUAAACUCCUCCUUAGUAGCUGAAUGGGUAAGCAGCUUCAUCUCUUGUUGUUUUGUUACAAGCCUGGGUAAGGAACUGAACCAGCUGCUUCUGGGAAAAAACAGCUCUUUUUAUUGCUGUAGUUGCUGGCUGCUUCUCCAAGGUGGUGUCUUUGGGGUUUUUUGAAGAUGCUAUAUCCUGAGAUUCAGUGAGAACCCUCAGAACGGCUGUGGGGGAGAGGGGGAAUCAUUCCACCUGGCAAGCUGCAAUGUUUGUGCAGACAGAACAAUUGGAAGAGCGCAGCACUGAAUUCCAUCUUUACUUCUCUGAUAGUGUUGCUAAAAGGGAAAUUAGUUGAUGGGUUUCCCAUGUUCGUUUUGUUUGUUGUGCCUCCCCCACCAUACACAUGUUUUUAGAAAGCAUAGUUGUUGCAUGUGCAUGUUACAUUUUUUUUAUCGGUGUGUUAAGUGUGUUAACAUUGUGUGUUAAGUGUGUGUUAACAUUGUGUUAAGUGUAUGGUAUAAAAACAUAAUUGGGUGCAAGCUAGCCAGAUUCAGCUCUGACUCUGAAAACUUUGGGUGCAGAGUUAUGGACAACUCCGCAUUUGCACAGGGGUCUUGUUCUGGGUCAUUGUGCACAUCGGUGGAGCAUGCACAAACCCAUAAACCUGCUCCAUUCCUCCCUCUUACGGGGCUGAAAACUGUGUCCAUUGGCAGUCAUGUGCCAAUCAAACACGCAGAAAAUGGUUGCCACCUGUAUAUUGUUGUGUCCCAACUUUCCUUCAAGAAGUUGAGAGUCAUGUACAUUUAGGUUAUUUCACUUUAUCCUCGCAAUAAUCCUUGAUCCUGUGGACACCUCAGUUGGUAGAGCAUGAAACUCUUAGUCUCAGGUUCAUGGGUUUGAACCCCAUGUUGGGCAAAAAAAUCCUGCAUCACAGGGGGUUGGACCACAUGGCCAUUGUGGUCUCUUCCAACUCUACGAUUCUAUGAUUACACUGCUGCAAUACUGCUCCCUAGUACUGAAAAAAUACUUGGUGCUUUUCAGUGUUUUAAUCCAAUUUUACUUUUGUACAGGAGAUGGGUGAGAUCUGACUUGCUGGAGCUGAAGUAAAGAUUAAAGUGGAAGGUUUUUAAUAGGAUUUUUCCUUCUAUUUAGAAUGGCAGGGAGCUCCCAAUCCGACCCAGUGGCAGCAGACAUAUCAAGAAGCAAACAUUUGUUGUACAUGCUGGCACAGACACAACAGGGGACAUCUUCUUCAUGGAGGUAGAGACCAGGUUAAAAGUUAACAAAAUGAUUGCUGUUAAUUGGGUUGUAUGGCAAUUCCUCUCUAAUAAUAUAUACGUCUCCAGGUAUGCGAUGAUUGCAUUGUGCUGAGGAGUAACAUUGGCACGGUGUAUGAACGCUGGUGGUAUGAGAAGCUCAUCAACAUGACAUACUGUCCCAAAACAAAAGUUCUUUGUCUCUGGAGGAGGAAUGGCCAGGAGACACAAUUGAAUAAGUUCUACACCAAAAAGGUACAUUUUCUACAAUAUUCUGUUUACAAUGACUUAGUAUUUUACUGGACCAUUUAUAUUUUAUCUGUCUUUGAAUCUGCUGCAGAGUUUUGAUGCUGAGAUGAUCAGCAGCUGACAUACAAUGCGAGAAGCUUUUCUUAAGUGGUGUCACCAGAUAUUGUUUCCAUGGUUUGAGUUGCACCACUCUCCACCCAUAACAGCAAUUUUAAGCAUAGUUUCCAAUGGAGAGAUGUGGGUAGAACAUUGCUAUUGAAAUGCUCACAUCCUAAUCUUGGGUUUAUGAUGGGAUAGAUGCAUCUUGGAUCUGGAGACCCAUGUAACAUUUUUGCCUGUAACAUGAGGAAGUUACAGUGCUUUGUUUUAAUAAAACAACACAUUUGGAUAGCAUUCAUUCACAUGCAUAUAGAGAAUUUCAGAAUCAGCUGUUGCAAAUUGUUUGUAAGGGAAACAGUUAUGACAUGAGAUUCUAUGACUAAAGAAAGAUGGGAUAUAAAUUUAAUAAAAUAAAGAAAAAAUAGAGCUAUAUAUGUGGAUCAAACACCACUGUUUGUUUGUUUAUAAAAAUACAUAUAGAUUGUGCCUCAUAUAAGAUAUCAGUUCAAGAAAAUUUACAAAUGCAAAAAGCAUAAAAUGCCAUUAAAACAGAAUAAUCAUAAAAAUGUCUUGCCUUUUAAGUUCCCCAUCCUUUCAUCCCAAACGUAUUUCAAAAUAAUGCUGUAUUUUGAAAUAACCGUAUUUUAUUAUUUUUAGCAAAUAUUUUAAAAAGUAUGGUCUAAAAUACUACUAUUAUUUCCCAUGCAUAGUAUCCCAACUUUCCUUCAAGAAGUUGAGCUGCUUGGAGGAAAUGUGGCAGAUAAUUAAUAUGUACUUAAAAAUAUUUGUUUGUAUGCUUUAUUAUUCUUUGCGCUAUUACGUUCUCACCACUGUAUUAGCUCUAUGUUUUAUGAAUCUCCAUUAUGUAUCUUCAGAAAACCUAUUUAUUUAUUUAUUUUAAUUUGUUGUAGUGCCGGGAAUUAUAUUAUUGUGUAAAAGACAGUAUGGAGCGAGCAGCAGCAAGACAACAAAGCACAAAACCUGGUAAGAGCCUUAAUGGCCAUAGAUGAACUUUGGCAAGUGCCACAACUUUCUAAAAGAGUUUUUGGGCGUGUGUUGUCCUUUAUAUUAAAGGGUCUGAAAAUACUGCCCCUCCUUUUCACUCUGGAAAUGCUGAUGCCAGAAAGAAUUUGACUUUCCUCCAAGGAAUUGCCAGGGGAGAAAUAAACAUUAUUUAUUUCCCCUGAUAUUGCGGUAAUAAUGGGAUACUGAGCUUAGCAGCCAGAUGACUAGGACAUGGUUGCUCUUGAAUCUUCUCUUCCACCAAGCCCCACAAAUGUCCUAAAGACCCAAAAUCUCCUGGUACCUCCAAGAUACACACCUGAUCCUUUGCAGAAGUCUUAAGUGCCAGUAGCAAAAUUGUACACAGCUACACAUGUAGACAUUUGCAGAAUUUUUUUUUAAAAAUCCACAUAUGGUUCACAACUCAUAGGUGUGCAGAUAGCUUAUAAGGAAAUGGAGGAAAUGUCACUUAUUUUCUGCUCAGAAAGAUUGCCAAAAUGAUUCUGCAGACUAAAACCACUCCCAAUUUAAAGUGUAACAUUAGCACAUCAUUUGUCCACACUGAAAAUAACAGAAAGAUUGUCGCCCAUCAGGCCAGAACAAAACACUACAAAGUUGCAGGAACAUCAACAGAUUGGCCCUUGUGUUGUGAGGCUUGUGAGUCAGUGAGACAUUAUAGCAGGGGUCAGCAAACUUUUUCAAUAGGGGGCUGGUCCACUGUCCCUCAGAUCUUUUGGGGGGCCAGACUAUAUUUUGGGGAAAAAAAUGAAUGAAUUCCUAUGCCCCACAAAUAACCAGAGAUGCAUUUUAUAUAAAAGCACACAUUCUACUCAUGUAAAAACUCCAGGCAGGCCCCACAAAUAACCCGGAGAUGCAUUUUAAAUUAAAGGGCAUAUUCUACUCAUGUAAAAACACACAGAUUCCCGGACUGUCCGCGGGCCGGAUUUAGAAGACGAUUGGGCCGGAUCUGGCCCCCGGGCCUUAGUUUGCCUACCCAUGCAUUAUAGUAACAUAAUGAAAUGCUAGGCUACUGCUUGGCGCUAGAGCUCUUUGGUUAUCCUUCAUAAGAAUUUAACAGGCAUAAAUGUCAAAACAUAUCAUGCUCUCUAAAGUCCCAGUCUUUGCAGACAUCUAGUUUGCAUCUCUAUAUUGCUUAUUGUUAUCCAUCCUAUAGAAAUCAGAUGUGCUACGGCACCGUUUUGAGGAACAGGUUUGUUUCUGGGAUCCUCCUUUAAAUGCAGGUUCCUAUGUUUUUCUGUGUACGUAAAUCACUUUGUAUUGGGAAGCAUUUUCCUCCUUUUUUCUGUUUUCCUUUUACAUUGCAGGCCCUGAACUGGGUGGGGAAUUCCCAGUGCAGGAUAUGAAAACUGGUGAAGGGGGGCUUCUCCAAGUCACACUGGAAGGGAUUAACCUGAAAUUCAUGCACAGUCAGGUAGGAAAGAACCCUUGAACAAGAGUAUUUGAGCAUGGAGCUUCUUAAAGUGCACCAAUAAACGUGUUUCCUCUUCCCUUGGGGAGGUGAAGGAGAAAGACAAUUAUUUUCCUCCACAGUUAAGAGAAUCUCAGUGUUAGUAUUUACAUUAUGUAGUAUCUGUCUCCGAAUGAAAUAUUAACUCUAUAUACUAGUAUGCAGAAUUCACAAAUUUCCAACAAAAAUAAUGGCCCUAACCCAAAUAAUUCUUUAAAUGAGCUUUGGUUUUUCUGCAACCAGCAUAUGGGGUUGUUCAUUCAAUCUUCUUAAUGAUGCUAUAGAUGUAUUUUGUUCUUUCAAACUGAAGAAAAAAAUGCAAUUCAGGUGAUGGUGAGGUUCACUUACAUUGGAUUUCCAAAAUAAUUUCCAACAAUAUUUAGUCUUGGAACACUUAGGUAUGUUGUAUGGACGUGGCAAAAAACACUGGUUUUUUAUUUUAAAAAAUAACUGCCCAGCCUUAUGGAACAAUUUGCUCACCAUUUAACUUUGGUGAAUUCAUGACAGCUAUUGUUGUAUGGAAAAAUAAACUAAAAUUGACAUUAGCAAACUUUUUUAAAAAAGAAAGGUAGCCGCUCCUGCAUCACGUGUAAUUCAUCUGCAGGGGUGCCAGGUAUAUGGGGCGCAAGGGGCUCCAGCCCCCUAAUAUUAGAAAGGUGCUGUGCCCCCCCCAAUAUUGAGGGGGCUGCCAAUGGCCAGCCUCUGCCCAGGAGCCGGGUGGGGGCUGGGACGAGCAAGCGCAAAGAUCGCUGCCCUCCAUGAGUCCUGCCCCUGCCCGGUGUACACCAGGUGGUGUCACAUGACGCAUCACGUGGCUGUGCCCCCUAAAUGGGAGGGGCAGGGCAGUGCCCUUGUUCAUCUGUGGUUGAAAGCGGAGGCUUUUCAAUAAAUCGGACAGAAACAAUUUUUCUCAUAAAGAUACAAACGUAAUUAUUUAUUUCCUUUUGAAUCUGUCAUUAUCUCUAGGUAUAGAGGAAACACAAAUGGAUUUGUGUGCCACUCUGUUCUUUUCUCUGGAUGUGUUUUCUUUUUUGCUUCUCUUGAUCAUUGUUUUUCUUUUGCUUGGUGUUCAUGUUUGUUUUGCAUAUGCUGUGGAAUCAAUUUGAGGGUUGGGUGUGUGUGUGUGGGUGUGUGGGUGUGUGUGUGUGAGAGAGAGAGAGAGAGAGAGAGAGAUGGGGAGAGAGUUAAAUUUGUCAGUCAGUCUUUUGUGCAGUGUUCUGUUGUUGUUUUUCUAAGUUUUUUUCUAAGUUCUAUUGGUGUCCCUAGGAGCCCUAGGCUGAGAUUCAGCGAAGCUGUUCACAUAUGCUGGGGAGAAAUAUACAUACAGGUGGAGGUUUUUUGUUUAACUUUCCAGUAUAGCCACUUGCACUGCUCAAGAAGCAAGAUGCUUUUCAGCAGAAAUAACUCUGUGGGAUUACAUACUCACUUUUCAACGAUGAUUGAGCAUUUGCUACUUUGAAUACAUGGGCGGGGGGAGUGUAGCUAAUGAAGCACAGAAAGCGGUGAUCAGAAGUCAUUGUGUAUAAACCUGAUUUCCUUGAAUUUCUAACCAUUUGGGCUAUCUCAUCAAAUGUGUCUACCCAAACCUGUGUUUGCCAGGGGGACAUGACUGCAUGAAUUGGGACUUUUCUUGAGGAGAAUCAGUGGGCAGAAGUGGCGUGUGUGAACCUUCUGGCACCUAUUGAUUCCCCCUGUAAAUGCCUCCCUCCACUAGCUGUUUCCCCCGGUUGGUCUGGCUUCUGGUCUUGGAAUCGACCUGGGGAAAAUUGGUUAACAACAGAAAGGCAGGGAUUUUCAGGAGAUAAUACAGGGGCAGUGGAAGGAUUUAACAUCUCAAUCUUACAUGCUGGUUCUCCCUUGCAAAUCUCCCUAGCACCCUGUUCAAGCACUAUAAUGCAUGAGCGUAGCCAGGAUUUUUGUUAGGAGGGGCAGGCUUUUGUUAUGGGGCAGAACCUCAAAUUUGUAUUGGUUGGUAUUGAUUUAGGUGGACAGCUGCCCCCCUGCCCUCCCCUUGGCUAUACCCGUUAUAAUGACAGAGUUUGGAAUCCUAUAGUUGCCUCAUAACUUGCCAUUUGAACCUUGGAAUAAAGCAAGUCAAUUCUUUAUAAAUUUUCAAGUGUAUUCUAAUUCACCUACGGGACCGCCUCUCCUGGUAUGCCCCACAGAGGAACUUACGGUCUUCAAAUAAAAACAUCUUGAAGGUCCCAGGCCCCAGAGAGGUUAGGCUGGUCUCAGCUAGAGCCAGGGCUUUUUUGGCUGCGGCUCCAACCUGGUGGAACGCUCUGUCACAAGAGACAAGGGCCCUGCAGGACUUGACAUCUUUCCGCAGGGCCUGCAAGACAGAGCUGUUCCACCAGGCCUUUGGUCAGGGCGCAGCCUGUCUCCCUCCUUUGGCAAUCUUUACAGAACUUUAGUUUAUGGUUGCCAUCAAUUUUGAUUUUAAUUAAUUUUUAUAAUGUUUUUAUAAUGUUGCGCUAUUUUAGUGUUGUUAGCCACCCUGAGCCCGGCUUCGGCUGGGGAGGGCGGGAUAUAAAUAAAAUUUAUUAUUAUUAUUAUUAUUAUUAUUAUUAUUAUUAUUAUUAUUAUUAUCACUUCUCUGUGUAUUUAAGCUGUUUGGGGGACUGUGUCAACUGAAUUGUACAUACCUUUCAUGCCUUUAUGCCAUCAUGGAAACAAGAUAACUUACACAGGGUCCCCAAUGAUUUGCCAACGAAGUAGCAGAUUCAUGUACAGUAUCCUUAAACCAUGCUCUGGGGCUAUAAUUUUGUCCACUGUUGCAAUCUGUAGUCCCAGAUGCAGCAGUAGAUUCCCAAAGCACCCCGAAACUGUAAACCCAAAUGGACUCUAGCAUGAUAGGUAUUGCUGUAUUUUGCCCAAAUAACAAGCCCUUUGCUGUGGUAUUGUCCAGAUUUGGAAACUUAUUGCUCGAAGACUGACAACCUAUUUUUUGCAGCCAUGCACUGGGUACACACUGAGAUUGUAGAUUCUGGUAAAACAGAAAAGGAUAGAGAUAGGUGUAAUCAUCCCUUGUAAGCUUUUUAUUUAUUUUUAUAAAUGAUUGAUUCUAAGGACUUUGUCAGUUAAGCAAUAUGCAACAUAAUAAACAUGUUGUUAUUCAGUUAGUUGGAGAACAUCUUUCCCUCCAGAAGCAUUUCUGUUUCAGGGAUGUUGCAUCUUUUCUAGGACUUAGUACUAUACUUUUUUAAAUGAGAAAUUGCUAGAUUUUUAAGUGCAUUUUUAAAGAAACAAAGCAGGCUAUCUUCCUUUAAUAAAGCAGUCUCCUACUUAUCUCUCCCAUCAUAUCCCUGUAAACAGACUAUCCUCUCAUUCUUUGGGGAUGGCAUAUCAUAAUAUUGACAUUUUAUGUAUGCUAGUGUAAGUAUAUUGCUAAUAGAAAAACACCUGGGAUUUUGCCAUUGUUUGGAGAGAUCUUAGUAUAGAGAUAUUCUGAUUUCCCUCCUGUACUUUUCCACAUAGGCCAUAUAUUACCCCUCGUCCUGAAUGAAACAGUGUGAUUGCACUUUCCAAGAUGCGCAUGGAUGUAUGAGAAGCUACUUUGGGUGUUGAAUGGACUACUACAAUAAGAUAGCUUAUUUAUUUUCACACACUUGGGUUUCUGAGUCAGAGAAGUGAAAACCUGCUGCUUCAUUUUCCCCCUCAACCUCCCUUUGUUUUAGCACUUAGUGUAAUCUGCAGUCUGUAAAUCUUGAGCAUCAUCACGUGUGGAAAUAUAGAAGAAAAACCCUUGGUUUGGGUGGGAAGCAUGGCACCUCUUGCCUGCCCUCUGUGCUGGAGGAGGAUGCAUGGAGAGGCAGACAUUUAAUGGGAUGGGGCAAGACCACAAAUGACAGACCAAAUCUGGAAGCAGUCUGUGUCCCUCCUUUUCUUUCAUUUCAAAGUGUGUUGGUUUUUCUUUUUGCUGUAACUCAGUUGAGUGCCUGAAGGGGGUAGCAAUGUUGGAUAUGUCAAGAGUUACUAACUCUUUCGUUUCUCUUCCAUGCUUUCUCCUCCUGCAAGGAGCGGAAGGUACUCCAUCUUCUGCUGUCUUAGCUUCUUAGCCUUUUAAGUUGUUUCUUGAUUUCUAGCAUUGUGGCAAUUUUUUGAUUUUUAUUUUCCAAUUUCUCUUUCUUUUUAUUUAAGUAGUAAACUAUAGUUGAACUGGUAGUAUGUGCUACAACAUUCCAAGUUAUAACUGCUGUGGUGUGCUUUUUGUUCUUGUUUUAUUUUGACAUUGCCUUCUUUAUUCUAAUCAUGUGUCUUCCUCCUCUUUUCUUUCAGGUUUUCAUAGAGCUGAAUCACAUUAAAAAGUGCAAUACAGUGCGAGGAGUCUUUGUCCUGGAAGAAUUUGGUAAUUACAUUAUUUUGAUAUUAGGUUUGUACUCACAUGGCAGUAACUCAAAUUUCUGAUCCUCUCCAUGAGGCAGAACUGUAUCUUUUUGAUAGUUUUUUCUUUUUUGGGGGGUCGCAGGGAAAGGUCAAAGGAAGCAGCAUAAAUUGUGUCUAAACAGGUUAUUAGAACUGAAGAAGACAUGAGUGAACUUGAGGCAUUGUUAAGCUUAGAUAACAAGAUUUUAAAGCUGGAGUCACCAACCUUUUGGGUCUGUGGGCAUAUUUAGGAAUUUGAGCAACUCUUAUGGGCACCACCACAAAGCAGCUACUAUGGGGAUCUGCCUGGUCAAAAAGAACAAGUUACUUGCCCAAGAGUCUGAGUACAAUACAUCUCCAUGGCAUAUGCGAAAGCCUUUUUAGUGUCCCCAGGAUGAACUAUAAUCCCCAGAUUCCUUUCUUUUUUAAAGUACAUUUCUAACAAUUUUGGAACCUGAGAUAUAAGGCAAAACUUAUAGGCACUAUUCUUCCCAUUUUGGGGGAGAAAUUGGCUGCUUCAUCCUUUCAGUGCUUUAUUUUGCCUCCCCCAAUGGAAAAAUUCCUGUGGACACCCAUGUCUGUGAGAGAUGCACUUGGACAGAGAGGCAGGGGGAAAUGCAGGUAUGAAGUGUGAGAGAGCGUGAGAGAGAGUUGCAUGUGCACCUGCGGUUUGUGUGUGUGUGGUGAGUGUAUGUGAGUACAAGAAUGAGUAAGGUGUGACUGCCUUGUAUAUUUUUCCUGUUACUGAGGAAUGCUCCCUGUUGCUAUCAGGAAGAAAUGUGUGGGUGUGGGUGUGGGUGGGUGUCAGAGAGAGGGAGAGAGAGAGAGAGAGAGAGAGAGAGAGAGAGACCACCAGGACAUAGCUGACUUUUCUGAGGUUGUCCAGUGCAGAUGGGGAUGGGGACCAGCAAUUAGUGUACUUUGUGGUGUGGUUUUUUUUUAAACUAGGCUAUCUUUCUAUAGUAGUUAGGCUGUUACUGGAUGUAGCAUUCAGAGAAUAUUGAUGCAUUGCAUUGAUUUCGAUGAAUUUUAGGCCACAAUAAUUUGCUACUUCACUGUGUUAGAGGAUUCUUGUUGUAUGUUCUGCAACCGACUACAAUGUCUACACUUCUUUGAUUUGUAUUUGAUCUGAGGUGAAAUGAGGCUAACAACUUAACUUCUUUUUUGCUGCUUAAGAAAACUUCGUUGAAUAGAGUAAAUUCAGCAUAGUGAUUUGUUUUGUUUUGACAAGGAACUUAUUCUGAUGGGAAAAGAAGAGCUGGGAAAGGGGUAGCUAGGUAAAGAACUUCUGCUACAUGAAGUGAGUGUAGAAUUUAACUCAGGGCAAUUUAAACUUCCAUAUUUAUGGAUGUUCCAAAUUUAUUCCAAUUUAUGAAGUUCCAUAUAUCAGUAAUCAUUUUUCUUUUCAAAUUCAUUGAAAUGUGGGGGCAUGUAAUGUAAAAGUGAAUUCCAUCUUCUGAAGAUGGUUCUUCAAGACAUCUUUUGAGAGUAUGUACACUGGUACAAAUCGGCAGGUCAGUUACGCCAAAGCUCUAUAGCAGUUUGUAAGCAGUCCAUGCCAUCUGCACUGCACCAUAGGUCAUUGCAUGGGAUUCACAUAAAUGCUCAACUGAUACUCAGACUGACUGAUCAGAGCAAUUGCUGGUCAAUAUUCCAGUUCACUUCACUUUGGGAGACGCUUUCUGCUGUGAAGGUACUGUUUAGGUGCUUCCAGAGAGUGGCCUUAUACCACAGAAUAGGUCCUUCAGAUCUGAUUUGGUUUGUUGUGCAUUUGACACAUUAGCCACACAUUUCCAUUUGCAGUCAUCAAUGUUCAUUCUAUUCUGCCACUUGCCAUCCACCACAUUGGGCAGGGCUUGACAGAAUGUAUUUGAGCUGAGUUUUGUGCCACUCCUCCCACCCUCCCCAACCUCCUUUUUCUAGUCUGAAUAUACGUGUAUACAGGUAUUUCUGAACCUAGGUAUGUGUAUAUCUUUUUUAAAAAAAUUAAAAAUCCCAGGAGCACAUAUUACCAGUCUUAUCCAGCCAUUUAUCUAGUUUCACAAUGAGUAAAAUGGAGGACUGUGCUUUUUUGCGGUAGUGAGGGCCAUAUUCAUUUUCAUUUGUUCACUUGAUUUUUAAUUUUUAGCACUGAGGUCUUGUGCAAGAGUGAGAUUUACCAUAAGACUUGGGCAAGAAUGAUAAAGAGGUCUUCUGCAAGACCUCCAUAUUAAACAUUUUUUAAAACCCUGGUGUAUGUACUCCAAUUAGUCUCAAAGGCAAUCUCCCUACAUGGUGUGAAGGUACUGAGAGACUAGAUUCUCCAAAACAGGCAAGCCUUCAGCAUGAAACAAUCAGUAUUCCAGUGGUACUGGGGACUUCAAGUGAAAUGACUAGGGAUGUGACAGAGACUACCUACCAAAAUGCCACCACAUAAUAAACCACCCACCAAAAGCUAAUGAGCUUUCAGACAAGAAGUGACUGAAGAUGUAUUUAGAGGUUAAUUUUAUGUAUAUUUUCUAGGUUAAGGGGAAACCUGUAUUAAAUAUUAAAUAUUAAAAAAUGGGCUGACGGUUUGAUGACAAUGUCAUGAGGACACUCUAAAAAACUUGUGUUAGUGAUCAGCACCAAUUCCACAAUAAACUUCCCAUCUAAAAACUCCCCUGGAAAGAAAUAAGUUGUUGCAGUCUUGGCCUGUCCAAAGAAAGGGUUCAUCCCUUCUUUCCUUUGAUAUGGCCCUGGUCUGGAUCAGGCAUCCCUGUGCUAUGUGAUUGUUUACUAAGUUAGAACAGGGUGGGAAGCCUCUGGUCCAUGGGCCAGAUGCAUCCCAUGAGGCUUCCCUAUUUGGCCUGCAAUCUGCUUUGUUCACACCAUGCCCACCCGGCCUACACCUGAUGUCAAUUGCAGGGCAGGUAGGGGUGGGACUUGGCUGAUUGAAAUCCAGUCACCUGCUAUCAUUUGUGACAUCAGGUGAUCGGCAGAUGGGCAGCUUUGCCCACCUGUCAAUUUUGGCCUGCGAGGAAGAACCUGAUAAGUGCAGCCAAGGGUGAGAGACUAUUAAGAGUUAUGGUCCAGCAAAGAGCCACAGUGUCUCCAUCUUUGUUUCAGUUUGUGUCUGACAGGCCUUGAAACCCAAAUUUCAAUGUCUGUAGACAAUAGGCUUAAGCCUUGUGUAUAAUAUAUAAUUAUCUCACAGAAGACAUUUUCAGCUGCAUAUGAAAGUGGUAGUACAUGGAAUCCACAAUUGCUAAAGCAGAUUUUCUUCCUUUCUCCAAAUAGGAAGAAUUGUAGUUUUUAAUAGCCAUCCAAAAUAAUGAGCUAACCAAUGAGUAAUAAGGUUGUUCCAUAGGUCACACUGAUUAUACUUUACAUUGCUUGAUCUUCGUUUUGUCAGCUUUUUUGUUUUUAUGUUUCUCAUGUUAUCCCAGACCACUUUACAAAGGACAAUGUGGAAGUUGGAGAUGAGAUCUUAGGGCGUAUAGCUGGGUUGUAGUGUGUUUCUGGAAGGAAUUGCUUAGAGAAAGUAGGAAGCACCAGGCCUUGGCUCUGAGAUUUGAGUUACUGCUAUGUAUUUGUGCUUAACUUUUUGGUGACCCCUUCACUGUUGCUGCUAUGAAAACCUUCAUUCUCCAGCAGGUAAAGUGUUGCCCCUCGUCCCAAUCCUUUGUUAGUACUUUGUACCUGUAUUCUUAUUCACAGGGCAAGAGGAAGCAGGAUGGCACUUGUGUACUUAUUUCUUUCAUCCUUCUAACUGUAAAAACUUCAGAAAUCAGAUGCCCCCCUUUUAGCUUGUUUUUGGUUUGUUUGUUAAUACUAUGCAGUAGUAAUGUUUUAUCCCCCUUCCCCCACCAAACUUUUUUUGGUCUUUGUAACACCCCCCCCCCCCGGUUCUCUUCCAGAUUCCUUCCUAAAAACCUAUUUUCAUUUUUUGAGUUGGGGAACAGGGGGAUUUAGUGAGCAUGACGGUCCCCUUCCUAAAACCAGUUCUUAAGGGUCAGGAACUUUGCAACUCCUCUUCUGUUUGGUCCAGACUUCUUGACUUCAGUUUCUUCUGUCCAAUAUACUUGCCUUUCAAAUGAUCAUACUAACUCCAAGCUCAGAAAUGUGUUAAUCAUUUUUUAUUCCUUUUGUGAUGAUAUAGCAGGUUUUAGUUGUUUAAAUAAUUUUUAUGGGGAUACAGAGGUACCAGAAUUAUUUGAUACCAAUAAGUAAAGUAGUUUAGAGUGAGACCUUGCUCUUCAUCUAGUUCCUGGUGGCAUGAAGUAGUGUCUUUUGGGCAUGUACAUAUGUUAAAUAUGUGGGAUUUUCCUAAGAACUUUCCAGAAAUGUUGAUGCCCUGUGUUCUAGCUGCUGAUACAUAGUUUUGUAUCAGAGUUAUGACUCAUUGUAAUAUUGGUUAGUUUUUUAUCGUUUCGUAUUGACCUUCUCCUGGAUAGCAUUUGUUCUCGUGUAUGAAAGGGUUUGUUUGAGUUAUAUUAUUUCCCCACAUAAGCAUUUAUACUGAAUUCAUUUGUUCAUAGAUUGCCUAUUCAUUUAUUCUGUCUUAAUAGGUGAUAUCAGGGUUUAUAUGAUAAGAUACUUACUCUAUCUUUCCCCAUGAUAAAUACAUGGAUUCCUUUUGGGGGUGGGUGGGGAGAGUGGUUCUUUUCUUCAGUUGUUUUAUGUUAACCUAGAAAAUCUGAGAUGUUUUGCAAAGAAAAGAUUCAAAAUCAUUCCAUAAUCAUUUGACUUUAGAAUAUACAAGCGUCCCCCCACUUACGUUUGGGUUACGUACUGGGGCCCCAGUGCACAUAAGCAAAAAUGACGUAAGUGGGGAAUACUCUUUAAAAAGCCUCUAAAAAGCUCUCUCUGCACAUAACUCUCUCUUAAACUAGAGUUGAAACUCUGGGGCCACUUAAAGGCUAGAGGAUGCACAGAAAAGCGGUGGUGACUUGCUACCAUGUACAGUGGUGCCUCGCAAGACGAAAUUAAUCCGUUCCGCGAGUGUCUUCGUCUAGCGGUUUUUUUCGUCUUGCGAAGCAACCCUAUUAGCGGAUUAGCGCUAUUAGCGGUUUAGCGGCUAUUAAAGGCUUAUCGACUUAGCGGAUUAGCUGCUAAAAGGCUAUUAGCGGCUUAGAAAAAAGGGGAGCGAAAAAAUCUCAAGACUCGCAAGACAUUUUUGUCUUGCGAAGCAAGCCCAUAGGGAAAUUCGUCCUGCGAAGCAACUCAAAAACGGAAAACCCUUUCGUCUAGCGGGUUUUCCGUCUUGUGAGGCAUUCGUCUGGCGGGGCACCACUGUAUGUCAGUUGCUAGGCGGGGAGGCUGAGCAGCCAAAGCAAAGCCCUGCUGUGCCUCUGGUCUCUUUGGGGCUUCCUCUGCCCUCACUGAAGUCCUCUUCAAGCUCUGGGAAGAAUCUCCUCAUGAGUUACGAGGACUCUCCAGCGCAAUCCUGCCAUUUCCUGGUUUGAGUCUAUUUAUUUAUUUCCCAGUGCUGCUCGCAUAUGUGGUCAAUCGUGCGUAAGUUGAAGGGAUGCCUGUAGUUGUUUGAUUGUGUUAUUCAGAUCAGAAAUUGUUCUAAUGCACAAGCUUUUGAUGUGGUAAAUUUGAAUGUGAUAAAAGAAGAGCAGUAUUUCCUUGGUUGUUACUUCUGCUUCCUUAUUGCAGAGGGAAUAGAAGUUGGACUUCCUGGCAUUUAAUUUUUAAUAUCCAUAAGUAAAUUUCUGCUAGUUUAUAUAAGAGUGGAAUAUGUAUCUGCUGUUGCUGAUGUACAGGCGAAAUCUGAAACUAAGCCUGGCACAUUGACAAAUGAUUGAACAGAAGUAUUUAGGCUCUUAAGAUGGUGCCUGCCAAAUCUUCCUUUGGAACGUUAUCUAAAGCAAGAACUAAUGGCACCAGCACAGGUAUAGGUCAAUGUUUAAUGGUAGAAAGAAAAAAGAAUGUGUAAAGUUUAGCAUUAGUAAAAAAAGAUUGUUUAGUUGAGAUUCCUACAUCGCAGGGGGUGAGACUAGAUGACCCUUGGAGUCCCUUCCAGCUCUACAAUUCUGUGAUUCUGAGUGCUUUUCCCCCCUUGCAGCUCAUUGCACAUUUCCUUUCCUCUUGCCUUUGGGAACAUUGUACUAUACCCCUCAAUUUUUCUUGUCGUUUUUUGAACUCUUUGUUUUGUCUCUUGCCCGUCCGGUUUUAGUUCCUGAAACUAAAGAAGUGGUGAGCCACAAGUACAAGACGCCAAUGGUGAGUCAUCUGCUAUGUCUUCUGGUUAUUUCUCAAAGGUUUUCUUAUCAUGUCCACCUUGUGGCAUUUCAGCAUUCAGACUGCUCUCCAUCUUGCUAAUUUUCCAAGUUAGACAACAUCACUUCAAUGGAAGCUUCUGGGGAAGUAUGGUUAUGAUCAGUUUCAAAAUGAAGAGAAUAAAAAUAAGGACUGAAGGAAUGUAUAAGCCUACAGGUUUUUGUGUGUAUUCUGAUGAUGGGUUUCAGCUUAUUUUUGUGUUGUGUUGAACUUCAGAAAGCAAACUAGGGCUUGUGCAGAAUUAAGUUUGCUGAUAGAGAAAGUGUAAGAGAGAGACCAGCAAAAUUUGAUGGUUUACAUUUUAUCUGAUUACUUCAACUAUAAAGUAUAAAAUAAUUGAUUUUUUAAAGACCUCAGUCAGCAUCUAGAAAAUGGGACAACUACUAAUUAAUGUUUACUUUUACAUCCCAUUUUCCAGAAACUAGGAGGAUUUGCGGUUUGAGCUAAUAAAACAUGGGAAUAUUUAAUUGUAUAAUUAACUUAAAAGUCUUGUAUUUAAGAUGCUACACGUACUGGCUUACGAUCACUGAGAACAUAACUAUAUUAAUGAUUACCACUUGAGAUCUUUUGAAUUAAUCUGAAAACAAAUUUUUUAAUAAUUGUCAGGUGUAUGUUGAAUCAGAUAUCUUAAGAGUUUUAAAACUGUUUGAUUUGACCCUCCAACAACAACAAAAGACUAUAUCCAAAUGAGGUCAACUUUUCCCCGAGAAAACAAAAACAAAAAACUGUGAGAUUGUAUUAAGCAUGAGAGCAAGUGCAUAUCUACAAAACUACAGCUUCAUUGAAAACUUUACCUUUUUUUUAGUAAAACAAUAUAGUUGCAAAUAAAUCAUUGGGAUCAAUAACACCCUACAUUGUAUAGGAUAUAAACCCACAAGAAUGGUGUGUGGGAUCUAAUAGACAGUUAUAGAAGACUGGCAGAAAAGUCCCCCCCCCCUGUUGGGGUACAUUUGAUGCUACCAGUUAACAGAGGAUUAAAAAAAUAUUUAGACACUGUAUAAGUAUAUUUGUGUAGAUGACAAAGUCUAGUGGUUAACAAUAUGUUUGGGCUAUGACCUAGAAUAAGAAAUAGACCUUCCACAUACCAUUUUCACUCUGUGUAUAAUAUUGAACCUGUAGGUGGAAUUUUGGUAUCAUUUCCUUUAAAUGUUACCUCCAUAGAUCUCCUAAUGCUUUGCUGCAAACUCAAACGAGUUGUUUUUUUAUUGCAUAAAAGUCUUUUGCGGCCAGCCAGAGUCUGGAUGGCACAUAAAAUGGUUGCACUCUUGUGUAAUUAGUACUUUCACUUUGUGAAGUCAUCUACUCAGGAUGAAGACAGAUUUAAUACAGAAACAUGAUGUUUGUCUGGCACCUCAGUUGCAGUGCAAACCCAGCUUCCUCCUAGUUUUGCGGCACCCCCCCCCAAUAUUUUUACUGAGUUUACAGUUAAUAGCUAUAUAUGAUACAAGUGACCACAAAAGGUAUAAGAAAUUCAGGAGGGCAACAUACCUACUCAGUUGUGAUCUUACAGAUUUGUACAUGAAAGACUGAAAAAACAAAAGCAAUUUUUACCACAAACAAACAAACAAAACAACAACAAUAAUAAUAAUAAUAAUUAUGCACUAUUUUUGCAGCUGAAGUGAUAUAUGUGCAUAUCAGUGAAUGGAAUGCCAACCUUGCCCCUCCAUAAUGCUUCAAGCAAGCUGCUCCCUUCCUGCCUUUAUCUUUUGUAAAGCACUGCAUGGUUGUUCGUUUAAGCACUGAGUCAUCUCUUGAUUUUGCUUUGCCUCCAUAGUAACAGUAGGGCAGUCUGACUUCUGAGAAUGCACCUCCUUUUGGCAGUAGACAAGGUCUGGCAUCCAAUUCUGUCAUCUAGGAGGCAGAGCUUCCACUAUUUCCAGACCAACCUUUUCUCAGUGGCAUAAGGCAGGAUCCCUCAGGAACGCUCGUAAAGGGCUUCCAAAUUAGAUGUCCUUCCUAUCAUAGAAUUUAAUAAGCUCCAUGCAUAAACAGUUUAUGCAGAGCCAGUCUUUAUAGAAUUCAACCUUGAAGAGCAAAGGUAUGUUUUAAAUCAGGGCAGUCCAACUUUUCAUAUCAAUUGGGCCACAAGAAUACUAUGACACAGAACUCUCAGGCUGCACACUGCCUUAUUGCAUGGGGCGGGGGGGGGGAGCAAGGUCAUAAUAUGAUGCUUCCCCCUGGCACAGCCCUCACAUUGCCUCCCCAAAGCUGGGAAAGCACAAACUAGGAUUUGGGAAUGAGGAAGGAGGACUCUAGGACUCUGUCAGAGCCCUCAUGCCUCCUUCCCAAAGCCCAGCCUCACCUGGCUUUGGGAAGGCAGCACCGGGGGGGGGGGGGGGCGCUGAAAAAUGCAUUGUGGGCCACAUAUGGCCCUUGGGCCACUCACUUGAGUGCUCCAUUUUAAAUGCAAGUAAGGGCACUGCAGAUAGGUUCCACAGCUGGAAAAAUUUACACCUGUUAUUGCCUUAAUUUAUUUGAGACUGAAACAGUGGGCAUUCUUUAGCCUUAUAUGAGUGGAUGAGAUAGAUGAAUCACCAGUUUCAAGGCAUUACAUCUCAUCUAUUGGAGCUUUCUAUAAUUGUUCUCGAAGUAAAGGAACUCUAAGGUAUACAAUAAAUACAGUCCGGAGACCUUUAAUUACUCAAACCUUCACUGUUGUCUUUCCUAAUGUCUUCUAGGCUCAUGAGAUCUGCUACUCGGUAUUGUGUCUCUUCUCUUAUGUGGCUGCAGUUCGUGGGAAAGAAGCAGAAGGCAAAAGCAAGCCACCUCGCCCAGUCUCCAGCUGA
This is a messenger RNA of Podarcis lilfordi (Lilford's wall lizard), 61956 nucleotides long. Lineage: Eukaryota; Metazoa; Chordata; Lepidosauria; Squamata; Lacertidae. The record is from the annotation of a GenBank genome assembly.